Xyrichtys novacula (pearly razorfish) is the source of this 47477-nucleotide messenger RNA. The record is from the annotation of a GenBank genome assembly. Lineage: Eukaryota; Metazoa; Chordata; Actinopteri; Labriformes; Labridae.
AUGCCUGUGGGUUUCAGGUGGGCUUUUUGUUCCCUGUGCUGGCAGAAUGCAGGCUGUGGGCUGAGAAACAAUACUGUGUGCACAGAGCAGGGAAGAAACUGCACGUAGCAACUCUGAAACGAGGGAACUCCCUGGAACCUGCGUUUCCAAGCAAGUACGGCUCCCUUCCUCCAAAUAGAUGGACAGAGAAAAAACCUUCAGAGGGAUCUCACAGCUCUGCCAAUUCAAAUAAACAGGAUCACCCUUGACAGCUAGGAGCUUUUAUGCAACAAGCUAACUCAAGGUCAUGGUUGUUGGAAAGUUUUCAAACCAUUAGUCAUGUCUAGGAUGUUAGAAGUUUGCAUCCUACAAAUAAGUCAGUCUAAGAGUUGUUCAUCCUAUAGAAAAUAAUGUGUAAUAUCGAUGUAAAUGUGAAAGGAUUUCAAUCUGGUGUACCACAGGGAUGUCGUCCGGGGCCUUUGUUUUUCCCUCAUCUUCCUCUUGUUUUAAAACCAAGAUGGAGCAGUUUUGUGAGCUGAUGUUACGACUCUUUAUCUACCAGCUGUAUGAAGCGAGGAAUUGGUUGAUAAGAGGACUACAAGUUGUCCUUCAAUGGCAUUGAGCGAUACAACAGGAGAGUCUAACUCUUGGGAGUGAUGUUAGACAGCAGACUGAAGUGAUCAAAGCAGAGUGAGAAAAUAGUCAUCAGGGCUGACAAAACAUCACAGUGAAAGCAAACUGGGGGUCAUCCACCUGCUGCAGAAUAAAUCUGAAAGGCAAACUGGAGGUGAACAUGAAUCGCCACCAUAAGAGAGCAACAAAAAAGUAUUAAAAUGUUGUUCUGUUGUGUUGUUAAGUGCCAGACAGGAAAGAGUGAUAGUUAUGUCUCAAGACUGACUCAACAUCACAGUCAACAAAAAUGGAAGCUUUGGUUAAAUGCAAUACAAGAGAAAGGACAUGAUAGGGGGACUCGUCAAAAAUGCUCCCAUAUGUAGUGCACAAACUAAAGUAGAUAUAUAAACAAGCACAUAUUUAUGUUUACACCAUAGACAAAAUUAAAUAUAUAUGAAUUAACCUCUCGUAGGAAAUUGGGGAGGCAUUAUGAGGAAAGGAUUUCUCUGCAACAUUAACCAUUUUUGCAUACCAGUUUCUUUACCAAAAGAAAACAGAGGGAACAUUUCUGUGUCAACCUUCUCUGUACGAUUACCAUAAUCAAUCAUGACUAUAAAGGCUGAAUUUUCAGCUUGUCAGAUGUAUGUUGCUGAUUAAAAAGAUAUAAAAUGUGGACACUUGAGAGGACACCCUCUACAUAUGGAUUAAGAAACUGACUGUUGUCUUCUUGGUUUUGGAUUUGGCCUGCUAUGUGUUCUUGUUAUCAUCAGGGUUUUAAAAAUUCACAUUUGAAUGAGAUUGUUUUGUUUUUUAUCAGGCUGCAACUGUUAGCUGUGUGAUUUGAAUGGAUGUAAAAUUCAGGGUUGCAUGACAGCACUCCAGGAAGGGUGGUUCGUAUUUUGGUAUUGACUACGAAGGAUAUGAAUGAAUGAAUGAUUUGUUUUAAAGUUAAAGUGCAAACAUUAAAAAGAUGUUAAAGUUUUUGUCACAAAAAAAUCACAAACUUUGACAAAAAUAUGGUGUUGUAUUUCUUUUUUUUAAAGAUUAAUCACCAGUUAACCACUCCUCCAGAGCCUACGCCAAACCCCGAAUGAAGCUCAGUGAGGACUGAAGGUCCAAGGUUGAGGUGAUAAUAAAUGUGUUGCUCACUCUGUUCUGUUGACCUUUCUGCAGAGACACGCUGAGAGAACAGACUCAGGUAGGUCUGUUUAAGCCCUUUAUUAAAACACCUUUGCUAUGAGUGGCAUCAGUUGGAAGUGCAGGUUGAUUGAUUGAUUAAUUGAUUGAUUGAUAUUAUUUAAGGCUGAUGAAUUUGUGUGAGAAACACAAAUAUCAGACUGGAGUGGAACUUUUAAUUAGGAUAUUUACUCAUUCAUUAUAAACACUCUUCACGCUGUUGCUGCUGUUAAGUUGAACUUUGCACUCAGAGUAUUUACUCACAUGUUUGGUGAUAAAGUUGAUGAAUGAACUGUUCUCUAAGAGUAAACUUCAGAUGCAUGAUAAAAGAUUUCAUCCAUAUUUGAAAAGAGCUUGAGCUUACAAAUUAAACCCGACAGACUCCUACUGCAAGAUCAGUGUAGUCAGUGCAAACUUACCUAUGCAACAUUACUUCUUUGUUUAAUGAGCAACAAAAAGAGAUAAAAAUAUGGAAAAAUCAAUUAUUUUACAGCUCUUUGACAUGCAUUCAACUGGAACAAAAUGUUAUGAUUAGCAUGGAGUAUUAUAAAAGAAGUAAACAUCAGAGAACAGGAGCGAACAGAUUGCUGUUUGUGGUUCAAGUUGGAUUAGACUUUAAUGCAGGUUGCUUUGCUUUCAGCAAAAAAAGUUUUGAUUUUAUUUUUUAUGAAUAGAUUAAGAAAAGCUAAUAAAGUCAUGAAGUUUAAGAUGUGAACACCUGGACAAAACAGAGAGAUUUGAUAUCAGUAACCAUAGAUGUUACUUUGACAAGUUGAAGUUGCUAUGUUAAGAAAAGUCCUUAAAGUUAAAAUUUCCUGAUUCAAUGAAACAUUGAUACUUGAAUGUUCAUAUGGGUAGAAAUCAAGUACAAACCAGUGUUGGGAAAUACGCAUUUGCAGAAGAAAAAGCCACAGUUCUUUAGCUGUUCACUUAAUUAUGGCUGCAUAAGACAGUGAAUCUUUUUUGAGCCCAUCGCCCCAUGCCCAGUUUUGCAGCAGAAAUGAAAACAGUCUUGGUCUGAUGUCUCUAAUAAUGUCCAUGUUUUAUCAUGUCAAUAGAAGAAACCAGGAGGUUCCAUGUGAGGUGGCUGUUAGCUAAAGCAUUAUUUACCACUACUGAAGCUGGAAUCAGUUUUGUUACCCCUCCCUGCAGCCCACCCCACCUAUUUAAACUAAUGCAAGUCAAACCAGAAAUACCACCUGGAGGUUGGAUGAAGUUUUAAUUCAGUGUUUACAAAGACCAACAGUGAGAUUGUGACAAGAUUCAUUAUUUAGAGAAAAAAAUAACACUGACCUGGCUACAUAACACAACACAAGUAAACAUGUCUCUGGUAAGUUUUUACAUGGUCAUUUCAAAACUGAGUAGUUUAUUGUAAAUAACACGAUAAAAAGAACUAAAAACUAAAUAAUAAAAUUGCUGGGUUAUUAAAUAAAUUCACUAACUUUGCACAAAAACAAACUUAUAUAACAAGGUGGCACCUUAUAACCUUUUAUCACCAUAAGGUCAUGUGUAAGGGCACUUUUAAUUACGUUUUAUCCGCCUGAAGGGAUCCAGAGGGCACUGUGUUACUGUCCGUUUAAUCUACCAGGGAGGCAUCUAUGGGAGAAGGGUUUUUUUAUGUGUUGACCGUCCCUGGUUGGACAUUUCAUAAUAUUUUAUGAGCUACCAGGAGAAAUGUGAGUCGUGUUAUUCAUCCCGUAAGAGCUAUCAGGGUGCUUCCAGGGGUUCCAUCAGGUCAUUUCAAGCGUGAGGUUGACGCUGGUAAUGACCGGAACGUUUGAUUGCGGGGCUUGAGUCUGCACGGACUGUUUAGACGGUAACACGGGCGAGCUGUCAAGGCGAAAGGACUGCUCCAGCCUUCACCCCUGCAGUAAGGUCUCUUAUAUUAACACCUUAAUUACUUUUUAUUCAGAAAACAUCUAUUCUACUGCUUGUUUUAGUCCUGUGUUACCACCCGGUAUCGAUGUUAUUAAAUGUACUCACUGUUUUCUGUGUCCUUAAUGGUACAGUCCGACUUUAGUCAGCAGCUGGACUGGGUUUGUGUCAGAUAAUCAACAUUAUAAUCCAAAAAAAGACUCAUAGAUUAAUUCUAAUUAAGUAUGCUUGGAUAAUGAAUCUCAUAGUGUUUUUUCAGGCUUAAUGUUUCUGUCUGUAACAGGCUUGAUGGUUGGUUGUCGUUUCUGUGUUGAUCCAAUUAUCUAAGCUGGGCUUGUUUACCCUGCUGUCAUAGUUCACAGUAGCUCACAGUAAAGCUUCUGCUUAAGAUCACUGAGGGACACUAUUGGGUAUUUAUAUUUGUCUGCUUUUACUAUGGCCUUUACUGGAGCAACAGAGACUCCAAUCCAAAAACAGGAAGAUGCUAAGUGCUGGUACCUUAAGGACCUGAACACACAUCCUAUAAGGGGUCUGGUUUGACAGGUUAUAUUCAGUUUCUGUCGUCUACCUGCUGCUGUCUAGGUUUCUACUAUGACCGGAGAGACAGGUCAAGGACACAGCAGGAGGUCCAAGCAUGAAGAUGAGAUUAGGAGGGAGACACCACUGGAGAAAGACCAGGCCCAUACUGGUUCAGAUGAUUAGAAAAUUGUGUGCCAGUGUAGCUUGAAAAUGAAAAUGAAACUGAAAAUAAAGUGUCACAGAUGGGUGGUUUUUUGGGGUGGGGCAGGCUUUCUUUAUAAAAAUACUGCACUUUUGUUCACUAGCAAGGCUGUAGUAUGGGGCUCACAGAUGCAUCUUAAAAUAUUAGGAUGUGAAAAAGUUCACUGUCCUUUUUAAAGAAAGAGUAAAGCCAAUAUAGUUGGAAUUCUUACAAGUAGGGCUGGGCGAUAUGGGAAAAAAAUUAUCACAAUAUAUUUUUUUCAUAUCAGUCGAUAUUGAUAUACAACACAAUACAAAAAAUGAAAUUUAACAGUGCUUGUUGGUAGCAUGUCUUUUACAAUACAAUAAGCUACUACAUCUGUGAGGUCUUUGUGUCUCUUCGACGUUUUGUUGUGAGGUGUUGCGCUAGAGAAAGCGGACUGCAUGGUUGACUGUUUUGGCUGAACAGGCGCCAUGGGCUCCUUGCUCCGCUUGGGGUUUGUAACCUUUUGCACUGUGCAUGCUCUGCCGAGUGGCACUGCUUCAGGUGCUAAAAAUUAUUUGAGGUAUUCCCAGACUUUGCGAGAACAUGUACUCGACAUAAUUUGCAGUGCACAUUACUCUGCUUCAUUUCUGACCUCAAAAAACCAAAACACCUCCACACCUGAGCAUCUGAGCAUAUUUUCUGAAGAUGCUUAGAUACAUGUCAUUAUAUCAAGCCACUCCUGAACCACAGGCAGUGUUAAAAACAUCUAACAUGGGAAAAGGUGAUGCUGAUGAUGCCUACAGGUCCUAGAACCUGCCCUUAAAAAUACAGAAAAGCUGAAGGUUGUUAUCAAAGCAGCCUGGGCUUCAAUUACACAUUCUGCAUCACACCGAUGCAGUUAUUCAUGGUAAAGAAGCAACAACCAAAUACUCAGUGUAUGAACAAACAUACAUUUCAAGACUAGCAUAUAUUUGUUUUUGAUUUUUCUAAUGAUAGGAGAUACUAGAUACUACUGUAACGCACCUAUUAUUGUUUGACAUCACCAAAUUAGGGCAAAACCCCAAACUUAGCUAAUCAUUUACUGUCUUUGACUGCCAGAUCAUGUGCUAAUUCCCUGCUAUCAAUCAGUGUGGCUGAUACAUAUCUGUGUACAGAGAACAAUGUUUCUGACGGAGACAAGCUACAUUUUGCAGCAUCCUAGUCUUUGAAUCAGUUUGGUAGGUCCCAUAAUAAUAAAUUUUUGCUUGACUUAAUAACAGAGAAACUCCAUCACUGGUCAUUCACGUUACAGGUAAAAGGUCACUGAGCUCUUUUUUUACCAGCUGCCGUGCUGCCAAGUUUCCUACCCAUCAUGGUCUUCUGUUAUUUAUAUAUACACACAUGACACACUGGUCACAAUACCUGGGGAUCAGUCUGGGCAAAUGAAGCACAGCAGUCAGAUUUCCAAAACAUAAAAUUUACCAAGAAACUCUAAAACAUCUGAAACUUUGGUUAUGUAUAAAACAUGUUGAUUGCUAUAUUAUGUUUUCAUCUACUGCAUCUUGGUGUGUUCAUGAUAAAAUAAGACAACCAAAGCAGUCAACUGUAUGUGUCUUUAACUGAACUAAUCUUAUGGUGAAGGUCUGUCACAUUAAAAAUGCAGACUACAGGCUGAAACUCGAUAUCAAAGUAUUUAUCCACCUGCACACAGACGCACUAAUGUUAGCUACUCUCUGUAUUUUCACUUUUGUUUGUCGAUGUUCAUGUGUCACAGUUGCCGACUUUGGAUUGUGUAGUUGAAUCUGUGUUACUUUCAGAAUAUCUUGCUGCUUUUACCAUGACAGAGACCUUGAUCACAGCAGAACAAUUCCUUACAGACACUUUCACAACAAUCAGCUUUCAGUUGAGUAUUAUUAGCACUAGACAGUAUAAUAGAGACCAUCGUCUAAAAGUGUUAAAAUACCAGAAGAACUCUAAAAAUUUUCUAAACAAAGAACUUUUGCUCAUUAGUGAAACAUUUUAUAGAAAUGAAAAACAUCUUUAUCACUAGUACAGUGUUUGGAUCUCGAUCAGUGGAGUCUUUUCUCCCCAACAUUUUAUUUUUUACUUGUUCAUCCUCAAUGCAAGCCCUUGUGAACACAUCCUUAUAUUGUGUAAUAGUGUCAGUAAUUUCCUAAGUGGUAUCACAUAACUCUUGCGGUGUCUGUGUUCUCUGCAGGCCUCCAGGAUGGCCCAGGCAGACAGCAAAGUGCUGGUUCUGGGAGCUCUGGCUGGAGUGGCCGGCAUCAGUCUGGCUGUGGUGUGUUACCAAGGCUUCAGGUCGAAACGAAGAAACUCUUGUCCAGCGUUUUACCUCAACAGACAUAAUGAUCGGGGGACCGGCCUCAUGGUAGUGGAUGGUCCCGGUAUGCCCAGGGGUCAGAUUGAGGUGCUGGAGCGUCUGGAGGCUCUGAUCCAGUGCGUGUCAGAGCUGAAGGAGGAGAUGAAGUCAUUGAAGAACGCUCUGCCGACACUACAGGACCAAGUCAGGGAGGAGCUGAGGGGUCGUGAUGAGGCGAGGCGUGUCAGCCCCCUCCACAGGAGCACCCCGACACGAAGGAAAAGGGCUGCAGGCGCUGUCUCUGGGGCCAGAGCAGGGGGGCGGAGCUCAGAGGAAGCAGAGAGCGAGGGAGGGUGAGUACUAUAAGAACCUUAAGAUUUGUGUGCCACUUUUAAAUGUUUCCUCACAGUAGUUAGGAUGAGGUCAGCUUUAGGUUCAGGGGCUACCAGUUUCAAGUAUUGAUGCUGGUACCUGCUUGGUUAGGGAGCUGCAUCUGGUGGCAACAAAAGGAGUUUUCAAGUUGCUGUGGUAACACUUGUCAACAAUGAAGUAGUCACACCAGAACAGAUAUCGUAAUUUAAUUUGUGUCUGAUCACAUAGUUCGCAAAAUGAGCGCCAUCUUCUUCUAAUGACAACCACUGCAGCUGCUCCCUGCUGGCCAUGAGAGAGAAUACAGUUAAAGGGCAGUUCCGCAUUUUUCCACAAAUGAGUCCAGGGUGCUCAUUGACGUACUGGAUACUGUCUAUGCUUCAGCUUACCAUAUUCUCAAAAUAUGCACCCAAAAAUAUUCUUUUAUGGGUUGUUUUGAUUGUAGUAGUGGGGAGUCCUGUCUAACAUCUGUGCAGAUUAUUUGCAAACAUAGCUCAAGAUGGAAAAAUGUCUUUCCAAACUGAAAAUUCACCUCAGUGUGGUGUGAAAAUCCUUUGUUGAACAGGGGAGGAUUUAACAUUUCUCCAUUCAAACAUAUUUUACUCUACAAACUUCACACCUGAUUACUUCACAACUUUUGUAUUUCCGUCUUUUGACCCAGUCCAAUAUUUGCCCCAUCCCCCAGUGUGAUAUGUGGUGCUAUAAAAUGCACAUUUGUGGUCAUGAAGGAAUCACUUUUUUCUAAGUGGUGUGACUCAAAACCACGCAACAGUUAAUAUCAUGAAUUUAGUGAUUAGUUUCCUCACUAGCCUUAAUCAUACAUAGACAUUUUUUGCAGUUGGGAAACCCAUAACAUCUGUCGGUUAAGAUCACACUACCCUUGCUCAUGGAUCUCUGCAAGAAUCAAGGGUCAUAUUGUGAUUUCAGGAGAGAUUUCAAGAUGAAGGAUACAAAUUUGAAAUGGGUGUUAUAUUUUGAAAAUUAAAAAUCAAAGGUGAGUCCAAAGAUUCUCUUUGUUUUUCUUUCCAUUUUCCUAGUGCAAGAGUCAGGAGACAUGAACCUCAAAACACAGUGUGUCUUAUCAGUAACCUGCAGCUGUACCUUUGGACACUUAGCGAUCACUGCCAGAGUCAGAUUUGACUGAAAAAGAACAAAAACAAGUCCCUGCUGUGGAAGCAGUUUAACUUUUGUACAACUGUGAAACUCAAAGUGCAACAAUAACAAUAACAUUAUAACAAGAAUAUCUAUGGUUGUAGUUUUAGUCUACCUCAGUAUAACAUAAUAUUCUAAUGAAGCUCCACAUAGCUGUGCCUCAUUAUAUCAUUACAUCAGGCAGAUAAACUGUGAUUAACCCCAAAUUUACAAAUAUUUGCUUAGUUUGUUUCUUAUGCACAUAACUGCAACAGGUUAGAGGCUGUUGGUUACAAUGUGCAGUGAAACUUCCUCUGGGACACAGUUAUGCUGUGGACAUGACCAAAGAAUGCUCCUACAACCUGAUCAAUAUGGCCCUUUCUUUUUUUUUUUUAAUAUUAAAGCUGUGUUUUUAGAAAAGCUGAAGAUGGUUUAUUAACUAAUCCUUGAAUAUGAACUUUUAAAACAAAACAGUCUUCAAUAGUUCACAUUUUUUUAAUGGCAAAUUAUAUCAGAUUAUGGUAUUUCAUGGUGUGGUAUAGAAUGGUAUCGUCUCAUACUAAUCUAUUCUAACAUAACUAAUGAUAUUGAACUGUCAGAUGUUAGUUUUUGAGGGUCUGACAUUUACAGUUGCUGCUUGUGAUAGAGCUGGGAUGGUGUCAUCAGUACAGAGUUUGUCCAGCAGACUUCACUGUUUACAACACUUUAGCUGCUGCUCAUGAGCUGACACAGGAGCAGAGCUGAGCUGCAGGUUUUAUAACAAGUUUACGUUUCUGCCUCUGCUUCAGGAGCGUCUCAUGUUCAGCCACUAAUUGUCUUCAGGAUUAUUUCUUAAUCGAACAUGAAAAAUUCCAUCAGACAUGUGCACAACAGAAAAAAACUGCAGGUUUCCUGCUCAACAAGUGGUAAACUGUGAACUAAUGUCAGGUUAAUUCAUCUUAAUUACUGAUUACUGCGGGGACCGAACAUUUUGUGGGCCCCCCACAUUACCAGUCAGACUCGCUCGCUCCAUUUCCGUGCUGAAUAAUACUGAUGACAGUAUGUACAUUAGCCUGAGGCGCUGCACAGAACAGCAGACUAAUCAAGCAGCACAUGCCCAGUCAUCCACCUCUAACCUCAGCCAAACACCUUGAACGUGUGCCAGCCUUAGAUAACAUAAACAACAGAUGUGUGUCUGUUCAAUAGACAAUUAUUCUGAACCUCAUCUCAUAAAAAACAAACAUCAGCUGUCAUACUAUGAUAAUUAGAACCAAACUUUUCAGCAGUCAUGCAGCCACAGCAAAAGUCUUCCCGGAGAUGACUCGAUACUUUCAAACAUGUCAUUUGUUAACUGUGUGAAAGUUGGCAGACAUGCUCUUCCACAUGCAAAUCUCUGCUAGGACACUCUGUCCGCCGCUUCAGUACUCAACCCGAUGUGACCCUUGAUCUUCUCCGUAGGAAGUGAAGUUUGUGAAGUGCCAAGAAGACAAGCUUCUGUCAAAUCCUAACCACACAGUUUGAACUGUGCGGUGAGUCUUAGAUUAGAGCUGUACAGCUCCUCCCUGCUUCUGUUACUGUCCUCACAAUGAUUAAUCAGCUGCCUCCAAGCCAUUUUUACAACUACAACAACAUUAAGUAGGCCAAGUGAACAUCCAGUGCACCCUGGGUAAUAAAUGUUAACUGUCUGUGUCCUCUAAGAAUCACAUUCCAGGCGGAGGCUGGGUCCUGAUUUUUUCUUUACUGUUUAUGUUUAUACAACGUCAGCAGUUAUAUAAUGUUUAAGAUAACUGGCUCAGGAAAAUAGGACAGCUCCAGAGCCAAGCAUGAGGAAAAUAAACAAGGAGAGAAAGAUAAUUGAGUUUGAAUUAGCAUCUGAGGGUCAAGUCGCAGUGUGUAGAUGUUUGUUUUGUUUUUUUUUACUCAUUUUUCCUAAAUUUUUCUUUUACUUCUAAAAUCACUGUGAUACUGAAACAUCUUUUAGUUUUUGAUGUUUAUAUUCUUCAAAUGCACUUAGUCCAAACACACUGUAUCCGUUAAGGUCCACAGGUUGUUUCCAAUCUGCAAAGGUUGUGUGCUUGUCCCUCAGUUGUCAGUGAUCCAGCUUAUGUAUUAGCAGUGUGACCAGGUAACAUGAAAGUAACGGUGUUACUUAAAAAAUUUAGUUUUCAAGUCCUUCUGCACUUGCAAAAUGAACAUUUUUGCAUCUUCUGCUCUCAGUAUUUUGCACAGUAGGCAGAAAUUCUCCAUAUUGCAUAUUCAUCAAUGCAAACACACUAAAUGGACAAUCUGUGUUAUCUUGUGUAUUUUAAAGAUUCAGCCCUCAGCGUGCACCAUUAGUUCAUCAGCUUGGGCCUUUUUUUUGGUGUGUGAUAUCAAGUUUUUACAUGUUUUUACACAUGCAAACCUGAAGUAAUUCCAGCUCUCCUUCUACUAUGAGGAUUUGUUGCAAGCAGUAAAAAUGGUCAAGCUCAGAGAUGUGAGUGACGUUGAUCAGGACCAGAUUGCGUUGGCCUGACAGAGCAUCUCAAAAACUGCAGCUCUUGUGAAGUGUCUGAGUGGCCAGUGCCAAAAGUGUGGUGAGUGAGGAAAUCUGCUAAGUCUGCAACAACUUCUGAUCCAACUGUAGAGCUACUGGAGCUCAAACAGCUGAAAAAGUUACUGCUGUUCUGGUCAAAAGGUGUCAGACUACACAGUGUAUCACAGUUCGAUGUGGUGGACUAAUAGCUCCAGUCCAUGGAGCCAGACCUCACAGCUUACAACACUUAAAGGAUCUGCUGCUAACAACCUCAGGGGUCACAGACCUCUUACUUAGACCAGAGGUUUUGUAAGUUCAGAUUUUGAUAGGUCUAGACUCUUUGGGCCUUUACAUAAUAGGUAAAGAGAUUACACAAAAUGAGGCAUUCAGCCAUUAUGCUGUGCACUGAUAAAGAAAAAGUUCAGACUGAUUUUUUUUUUUAACACAGAUCACACGCUUAACUAUUGUGGCCACAAUUCCACAAGGGUGUCUCCACAGACACGAGAUCUCUCAGAAACACUCAUGUCUUUUACUCAGACAUUAAAAGGCACUCAUGUGUUGAUGUUUUAAAUACAGUCAUUAGUCACUAUUUGAAAGAAAUUUGAAGGCGGGAUGUUUUCUUUCAUGCUACUCAAUGAGUAGCAGCGUCAAGUUGCAGUUGACAUUGUACACAAAAGUUAGCUUCUUCCUUCUCCUUUUUUGAGCAUGUAGAAACCUUUAAUUUAAUUGAUUAUCUGUGAGAAAUAUCAUUUGAAAAAUUCAUCCUUGUUGAUUCUCAUGUUCAAAAAUAAAUUUCAUUUCAUUCAUUCAUUCCUAAAUCAAUGGUUGGUUAUUGCAGGUACUUCAUCAGAAGCACACUGACCUGGAAUCAUAGUCUAAUCAGAGUAUAAUAAUAAGAGUAUUGAACCAUGAUUGGAAGAAGUAAAAGAGUCAAAUUGACACUCCACAGGAGAGUAUUAUUUGCACACCAUAGACUGUACAGUAUAAUACAUGGAAGUGGUGUUUGUGAUGUCACCGGUAACACUUAAUUUGACACCUAUCUCUAUACCGCAUCAUAAAUAUAUUUAUAAUGUGUUAUAGUCACGUUAGAACACUGAUAACAGUGUUAUAACUGAUAACAACUCACUAAAAAUGCCCACAUAGAUAAUGCCUGAUACAUAAAAAUACCUGACCUUGUAAGUCAUGAUCAUAAUGCUAUAUAAUGUGUUAUGAUUACUGCUAUAAAGCAUUAUGAUCAUUUAUGAGUGUUUAUAACUAAGUUAUACAGUGCUAUAACCUGAUUAUAAUGCAUUACAACUAUAUUUAUAAUGUGUUAUAGAGAUAGGCGUCAAAUUAAGUGUUACCAUGUCACCUAUCUGUUUCUGAAGCAAGGAUUUGAAGCCUAUCGGCGCCUGUCGCCAUUCUGGAAAUGCUGACUCACAUUAAGUUGUGGUUGACAUACCUGAGACAGGCAUUAAGGCUCUUCAUAAACAGCUACAGUGUUCCCUGCUGGCAGUCAGUCAAGUCAGCCAUGUCUUUGAUUUUACUGAUUUAACAACCUUUUUAACCCUGAAAAUUGAGUCCCUGGAUAGUGGGAACCUGAACCAAGCUGUGCCCUCUCAGUCAUCAGGAGUUGCAAACUGGGCCCUAAAUCUGGCCUAAGGUGUCUUGUGUGAUGCCAACCAAAGUACACUAUGAAGAGCGCUGUGUCGUAUGAGAUUGCCACAGCCGCUCAUAUGUUUCUGCAACCUAGUUCGGGUUAGGGUUAGAGGAAAUACAGGAAUCGAUAGCUCUAUUGCCUGUAGGGUAAAACAGUGUUUAGAAAUGGUCAUAUUUCUAGUGAACACCAUCUGCUAAAAUCCCCUCCAGCAUUGUUUACUGCACAGCAAGUUCUAUAAACACUGGAAACAUACCACACAGAGAUACUAGUAUUAUAUCUUUUAUGUAAGCAGGUCCGUCAGACAGUCUCGACACUCAAGCUCCACUCGUGUUACCUUUGCCCCCCUCUUUGGUUGGAGGAACAGUGUGAAGAGUAAGACUGCCCUCUAGCAGGUACAGUUCGCUGGUUUUGAGUGGCAGUCGUCGGCCGCAUCAAAUGCUCUUAAUUACAGCCUGGGUUAUUAUGCUUUAAAAGAAAUCACCUCACGCACACACCUCCCAUAAUUAGAGAGCCUUUCCUGCCGCUCUGUUAUUUGUAUGAGCAGAGGGUGUGGGGGUUAGUGGGAAUGGUGCAGUGAAGAAAUUUUCAGCCCCUCAGGGGAUGUGUAGCGUUCCCCCAGAGGAGCCGGUUACACCCCUAAUCCUCACAUGUCUGCUCGACUGGCCUGGAACUGUUUAGAGAACAACAUCUCCACAUAAGAUCCCCCCGUAUGAGCCGUGAUACGCAGGGUUGGGUAACAGUUGUUGCACGUUUGUUGAAAUCUAAAGCCUCGAGAAUAAAUUCAGGAUUAGCAAGAUUAGCACAGUUAUUGCUCGGUGCAGAAUGGAAAUGUGCAAAAACUCUGAGUGCAACAUUGAAUUUAUAUAGAACUUCAUCUGUUUCUACCACAGGAAUAAGGAAAGACAUCUUAAGGCGUGUAGUCAGGUGGACGUCUUUUAAUUUACAGCUUCAGCAAGGGUUCAGCUUUCCAACAGGGGGCAUUAUGAACAGGAGCAGCAACACAUCCCCCAGUUAGAGGAGCCUGAUAGAGACACAGGCUUGUGUUUCUACCAUCCAAGCAUAAUGGUUUUCUGACAUCCCUGUUUUUGUGUUUUAUUAUUCCAAAGCAAGUUGACCAUGAAAAGAGAGAAAACGCCAUUCCUGUUUCCACAUACAGAACUUUUUCUGGAGACACUCCAGGUGUGACAGCGCCGGCAGUGUGUCUGAUCAGACAGUCAGAGUGACGAUGUACAAACUCCUGCAGUAAUACUCGCAGGCAGCGCAGCGUUUAGCAUGACGUUAUGUCAGAGCUAUUGGGUGUCGAUCAAUACAGGAACAUGCAGACCCAGCCUCUAUAAGGUUGAAAGUUCCAGCUGUUUAUUCCUCUCACUCGUCAUGUGUCACAGCGGCUUCCUCAGAGCUACCUCUGUGCAGGUAAGGAGAUCCAUCAAUCAGCCCGUCUGUGUGCCAAGCUGUCAGAGGCCUCAUUUCAAAGUAUCUUGUAGGAACUUGUAAUUCCUUGAACAGUUCCCGUUGAGUUUAUUCACAUCACGGCGCUGUAGCUUAAGGACAUUACCUCUUCUUUUUUCCUUCUCCAAAAAAUAGCAUUUAUGGAUACUGGAUAGUUGUUGAUUUAAGCAGAUUUAAGUAGGAGUUUUGUUUAGCGGCGGGCAUGUCUGAUCAACACGCAGAAAUGUUUAGAAAAGAGAAAAGGGAGUUCAUUGUCUGUGAAGCGAUUAAAAGCUUUAGUAUAACUUCCUCGUGACGUCAUGGGAUGUGUUGCUCUGCAGGCAGCUGUCCAUAUCCAAGACAUUCAAAUAGUAUAUCCUACCAUUCAGUGAAAGACAAACAAACAUGUUUUCUUGAAUGGUGCACGGAGCGUACAGUCUUCACAGAGCAGACAUGAUCUGACGUCUGGUGUCCCCAGUCAGUCUGUUAUGUAUACUGUACGUCUGACCACCCACACUGCUGUUUCUAUGGCAGAUAUACGAAAUGUUGAUUUUUAUUGUUAAUUACUGGAUUCAUCCUGGAUCAUUUUUGAAGAAACAAAAAAAAAAUAAUCAAUGAAAAAUAUGUGUUUUACUUAGAGCAGAUUAAAUGUGAACCAUUGUGGGAAGUGGGUCAUUCUUUCAGAGUCAAGAUCCUUCAUUGAGGGCCUGACUGGAUGUUUGAGAUAGAUCCUGAUAUUACAGGGGAUACAUUCAUCGUUUAUUAACUUGAGUGAAUAAGCUGUGGAGACAUGCGGCUUUUAAUAUUAACAUUUAUUCUAUUACAUUGAAUUUUUUAUUUUUUAUUUUUUUUGAUAAAUUGGGGUGAACCAAUAUUGGUGUUUUCAGGGUAGAUACCAAAACAGACACAGAUCCAGAUAAUAAGCAGUACAUGUGACCGAUAGGUAAUAUUUGGAAUGGUGAUUCAUUGACAGUAAAAAACGUUCAGUCAAAAGUUAUGAUUUGAAAUAUUGCAAACUCUUAUGUGACAACUUUUGAAAUACCUUUAGCAAACAUUUCAGCAAACUUUCAAAAUCAUAUACAGAAGUUAAAAAUUAAUACUUAAUACUUAUGUCACACAGUUUUGUGAUGUCCAGCCAAUCAGAUGGUGUUGUGGGCGUGGCAUUAGGUGGAGCAAAGUGUUACAAGAGAACAGACCCAGAGGUAAAGAUAUCCCAGCAGAUCGCUGAAAAGGUUGAUAGACAGUCACUGACUGCUAAAUAUCGUUUUACCCCUGCUCCUGAAUAUUUCAACUCAGAAGGACGUGCUGUUUGGAAAACAAAAAGAAAUCAUCGUCAAGCCCCGAAGCAGACAAAUUUGGUUCAAAUUUGUGGUUUGGUUCGGCUCGUGACUCUUUACCACAUGCCAUUCUUCACUUUUUCUCCUCCAGUUCCAACUCGGUCAACUCCGCUGUUUCUAAAUAAAGGCACAAAAGCCCAAAAGUCAACUUUGAACAAAGAGACUUUAGGACAUUAAAUAAGAGAGAUGAAGGGCUGACAGCACCUCUGCUGCUAGUUGGCUUAACGAUCAAAUUCUUUGUUUUGCUAGCUGUCACCAGAAUAACUUAUUACUGUUUCCAUUAUUGUUAGCCUGCUAGAGUGCAGGACAUAAAUCUGAGCUGUGGGGCUCAAUUUCAUGAUUUCUGAGCGUUUUCUUGAUCCACUGUGGUGAGCUUGUAAGAAUUUCAACUUCUAUUCGUCAGCUCUGAGAUUAAAGUUCCUGACAUUUACAGAGGAGACUGAAAGUUUUAUUGAUGCGUUUUUCAGAUAAAAGAGGCUGUGAGUGGUAAGACUGACAGUUAAAUAACUGUAAUUUUCUGAAGCCUGAAACUGGUGCAAACUGAUGAAACUCACAAAAAAUUAUACAUAUGACAGUCAGAGGUUAGUGGGAUGAGAUUCUUUUAUCAGUAAACAUAACUAAAGUAUGUAGAGGAUAAGGUAAACAAAGUCUGCUUUGUCCACAGGGGGGCACCAAAAUUGGCAUUGACCAAAAGUUCCUCACAGGAGCUUUAAUUGUCACCUUUGUCUUCAAAUCGUCCUAAGUUUGUUUCAGUUUUCAAGUGUGUUCAAAGAAUUUGUUACAUUCCUGUUUAUUUUUUCUUUGAGUUUUGGAUAUCGGUCCCUCAGACUCCAUCUCAUAAAGAUCUGUGGAGACAGACUUCUCUUGGGGUCUGCCUCAAGUGGCCAUUCAAGGAACUGAAGUUACUGGCCCUCCCGUGUGUAUACACCAUUAUUCAAUCCUGAGACAGCUGCUUCGUUCACACGUGUUUCUUGACUGUUGUUCUUGCCUUUUGGCAAAAGUCAUAAAUUUAACGUCACGAAUGAACAAAACUCAAAUUUCCAAACGGGUUUGUUCCUCCAGCUAUUUUAGGAGCAGAGUGUUACAACAUCCUUACUGAAGAGCUAUUUGUGGCUAAACUAACAAGAUGAAUUGCUGCAUUCAUUGGUGCCGCUGUAGUUUCCUGAUGUGUCUGUCAAAAACGAGUGACAGGUUAUUUCCCUCUGCCUGUAUUGCUUAAAACAUCAAAGGAGAGCAGACUAAAGUCACAAACUCUGUGUUGUUAUGAGCAGCUGAUCUGUGAGAUAGUGGGAGUCAGGCCUGCUCAGCUUAUGGGAAGGGAGAAGAGGGGGGCUGUUUGCAGUCAGACAGCCAUUGUUGUAAAGUGGGCUCUCAAUAGUCCUGUCACCGCUGCUACAUACACUGAAUGAGUGGGACUGCAUGUUCCAGAGCUCACUGAUGUUGGGAUGGUAACUCUGGUUUGUUUUGAGCGUGUAACCGAGGAGACUGCCGUGCCGAGCUCUAUUGAGAGAUCCCUUCAAGGCCCCGUGGGGUCUGGGUACUGAAUAGCUGAUCUCUUCCAGCGAGCACACUGCAUGUUCAAAAUAAAGCUCUCCAGUCUUUAGCCUCAGAUACAAGGGCUGCAAAGUCAGACCAAGUGUGGUCGCUGAAUACGAAAUCAAAAAUUUAUUAAAGUGAGUAGUGAAAGAUUUCUGAAUAUGAUGUCAACAUGUUUCUCUGAGGACGUCAGACUGAUAUAUGUCAGCUCAGCACUACUUUAUCAAGUUAUUUAAGAGUUACAGUUUAACUCCAGCUGCGAUAAUAAAUAAGAGAUUGGAGUAUUUACUCAUUUUAAAUUUUGUGAGCUUAGACACUGAGAAUCUUUAAACUUGGUCAUCGGGUCAAUUUUUCAUAUUUUUUUUUGUUUUUGUUUGUUUUUUAUGUUGAGCCACUUGGGGUCAAGGCAAAGUUCAAACAAACAAACAAAAAAAACUGUCUCUCUCUCCUUCUCCUCCUCCAUUCCCUGACAGAAAUGUGGGAGUGGGUGAGGUAGAGGGUCCAGCAUGAGCACAAAGAUGUGAGCUCCAGCAUGAGCACAAACAGACUUUUCGCCCUGGCUGGUCCUUUAUUCGUCUUUUUUCUGACUCCUCCUCUUCACACUUCCCUCUUUAUCUCUCUGUUUAUUCCUUCAUGAAAAUAGAUGGCUGAGUGUGCAAAGAGGUCCAAAGUGUGGCUACAUUUUAAAGUGAAAUGCAGUUUGUAACGCAAAAUAAUUUCCUCCAACCUCCAUGACCAAGCACAUGAGUAUUGUGCAUCAAAUCAAGUCAAAAUGCAAAACCUUUGACUUAUUGCACCUUGAAACUAAUUAGCCUUCACCAGCCUCUGUCGCAGGUAAUGCAGGGCCGCCAUCCUCCUCUUCAUACAAAGUAGCCGGGGUAAAAACACCCAGACUUAAAAGCAGAUUGUUGAAGUCAGUGUUGACAUCCUUGUUAAAAUUAGCAGAAUAAAUGAGCUUUUUAGCUAACCAAUCAAGAUGACAUACAAACACAAGCUAAGGUGAUCACGGCUGAGUCAGCAAUAUGAGAAUUAAGCAAAAGUAAAUAACUUUUCAUCGUGAUGUGUCCAAAUGUGACAUCCACAAAAGAAGUCAAAUUGAAAAACCUGUAUAAAUACAAAAGAUUGGAGGGAAAAAAGUAACAAAAAAACCUUAAUAGCAGGGAUAAAAGUAUUAGUAUCAAUGAUAAUAAUAAUAAUAAUAUCAAUAAUAAUACUCAUCAUCAUCAUCCUCAUCAUCAUAAACCCCAUCCCUUUUGGGAGCACAGAGAAUUUGUAGAUUUUUAAAAAAUGCAUUUAGCAGGGACUCCGUUAUUUUAAACAUGUUGUGCUACAGCAGUAAAAACUGUCAUGGUAGAGAGAGGAGAGCUCCUCUCUUAGCUGACCUUGGAGAGGAGCAGAAGGAGUAGAUAUGUGUGAUAGUGAAGCAGAGGGACAACACGAGAUAGAGAGGUGAACAGUGUGAAUGAGCAUCACCCAUCCAAUGAUUUCCAGCUUCAACAGUGUGUCGAAGGUUGAAUUGUUAGGAGUGUCAAACUUUGAAUGCAUAUGAACAUGCAGUCAUAUCAAUAAUUGUAUUCAAUAAUCAUAAUCUCUUAUUGAGCAGCUCUCCAGUGUUACAUGAUCAGCAGAGGCCUGUUUGUCAACUGACCUGAACAUAUCAUUAAACCUGUCUUACUGUAUUUAAUGCCACUUAAUAACAGAGCACUGAUAAUGAUAGAGUUCUCUGUUGCCACCUUCUUUCACCAUAUUCAUUCUUUUAAUAUCAUCCUCAAUCACAGGUCAUUCCCCCUUUUCUCCAGUUUGUUUGCUUGCAUUUUUUCUUUGCAAAGAGUCCAGUUAUUUCCCUCAUGUUUUUUCUGCCUGCCCACUCAAGCUGAAGUUGCCUGCAGAAAACAAAAUCAUGUCAUGUGUGGGUCGUAAGUGGGCCUGCUGGUGUAUUAUAGUUGGUGUUGACGCGCUGAUGACAAUAUUUAGACGUGUUCUUUCAGAGCUGUGCACUACGAGUAACUUUACAAGGAUAAUAAUGGCUCCCACACACAAUCAUGGACACAAAAUAAACACACACACACUAAUACAAAUAGAUCCUUAGUUUCUUUUUUCUUUCAACUCAAGUGAUUGAUGAGCCGUGGAAUGGCGUGACAGGAAUGCGCUGAUCACUCAGUCCUCCAGCUCCACUGAGAAAAUAACUGCAGGGACUGUUCAAUGAAUAAAAGAACAAAAGGGUGAAUGAAUUAGGGAAUGUAUGAAUAGAUGACACAAGUCCAAUAAUGAGACGAUCUGAUUACAGUUCAAAAGCCAUGUCUGAGUGUUGCAAGUCAUUGCUCUGUAAUAUGGUGAGAGCAGACCACAACAGUAAGAGUCGACACGAAAGCACACCCAUUCAGGGUUUUGGCGAGCGUUGGCCAAUAAAUGCCUGCAGUUUGGAGUGUUUGCUCAGGGGUUAGUGCAUGAAGGGACUGAGGUGUUGGGAAAAGGCUUUGCACACCAUCUUAAAAUUAAGGUAGAAAAACAGAAAGAGGAGAAAUCAAAGAUACCCAAGUGUAGUUUACGAUAACAAUGAUUUUACGUUUCCUUCUGAGUUAUAGGACUUAAAUAAAAAAACAGACUCCUCAUUUUAUUCAACUUAACAUUUCCAAAUAUUUCAACUUGUCGCUUGUGCUUCUGUCAAACUCCACUUCAGGAAAGCUACAGUUUUCAUUUUUUUUAAUUGUUUUUGUACACUUUCUGAAAUGAUUGAGACACUUUUGCAUCGACUUGACCUUUGCAGCACACUUCGAAAAGAAAGGAGGGCAGAGGAUGAUUUUGCAUGUUGUGUCUGCUAAACGACCUCAUUUUUUCAUUGACAGUUUAGUGCGUGAGAUUCAGGGGAAUAGUGAUGGAAUGUAACCUUGAUUUGUUUUUCAAAAGUUGUUUUCCAUAUUUCCAACUCAGCUUUUAUGCCAACAGACAUGUUCUGUCCAUGAAAUCCAGCAUAUUUCUACAGUAGGCCAGAAAGGAUAAACCAAACACAGCCUGUCAUGUUUUUUCAAGAGCUUUUGUUGCCACUGUAGAUUCUCCUGUGCGCUCAGAAGAGGAGGGUGUGGGCAGUGCUAGUCUGUGAGAUAUCUGCAGCAUCACCAGUGGAUACCACAAAAUGCUACACACUAUAUUUGCUUUUGUAUUGAUGACUUGGUGCAUGCCCCUUUUCCAAAAAAUCUGGGAUUUGGGGACAAAUUUAAUCCAUAAUAGUGAGAAGACUAACACAUUCAUGGUUGUCAGUGAAGAUUGUAAUCGACUCAUGAGGUGCAUAUGCUUAUCUGAAAUUUGAUGCCUGUAGAAAAGUGGAACAGGGACAAAAAAAAGAAGAAAACAUAGAAGGGCUCAUUUACAACACGUUAGUAACAUUACUGACUGUCACUAUUAAAGAUGGAAGCAGGUUCACCACUUUGUCAAGAAUAAGACUAACUUUAUUUUAUCCCCAAAGGGAAAUUCAAUUGUCUUUAGUCUCACUUGUCAUGUCUCAAAAAGUCAUCUACUAUUUAUGGAAGAAUAGUAAAGUCUGAUGGCUGUGGGUAGAAAAUAUCUUCUGAACCUUUCUGCUCUGCAGCGAAGAGAGAGGAGCCGUCCACCAGAGAAUUUGGGAUUUCAUCAUCCUCACUCUGUGUGCAACACCAUCAAAAGAGUCAGAAAUUCAGGAGAAAAAGAGACCAGAUCAAAAACACAUCACAAUACCAGGUGGCUGUGCACUUCAGGCCCUCAGCUAGCACUGAAAACUACAAUUUGAAAUUGACUGUAGUAAAAAUAAUCGCAUGGGGUCCAAGUCACAUCUGACAAUGAUCAUCUGUAAACAAAGUUUGUUGCUUCAUCCAUGCAAAAAACAAAAAAACUAUUAAAAGGAAUGACUUUUUCUGGUUGAACCUAUUCAGGGGUUGGAAAAUUGUUAUUUGGUCUGACAAAUCAAACUAUGAAUUUCUUAUUGGAAACCAUGGACGCUGGAUCCUCCUCUCAAAGGGGUAAAGGGACCACCCAGCUUUUUACCGGUCUGCAGCUCUAAACCAGCAUCCUUGAUGCAGUGGAAAUGCACUAAGACACCAUGACUUUUUUAGGGAGGACCUUGCAUAUUUUAGCAAGACAAUGCAAAGCCACAUUCUGCACGUUUUUAAAGCGGCAUGGCUCUGUAGUAUAAUAGUCUGGGUGCUAAACUGGCCUGCCUACAGUCCCGACCAGUCUGCCAAUGAAAACGUUUGAUGCUACAUGAAAGGAGGAAUACCUGCGAAAACAUCAUUACACAAUUUGCAGAAAAGGACACCAACAGAUUUUAAAGUGUAAAUAAGCUGAAUCAAGGAUGGUCAUGCUUUGGAUCUGAGAGGAAGGACACUGAGUCGUGUGAAGACAGCAGUAUAAUCACUUGAUGCACUCUGCGAGUAAUCCUUUGAGUAAACAAAAUACUGAGUGCACCUUUGAUUUCAUUAAGAAAAGGAUGCAUUUGAUCACGACAGACAAUGCAACAUUGUGAUCUGUAAAGUAGGCCAGCAUUUCUUGUUUUGUGUUGUUGGCAUUAUUAGCCUUGGCACGUUGUUCUUGACAGUUCCUUUGUUGACUGAAGAAAAUCUGCAGCUCAGAAAUGCCCUCACAUUUCUCCUGUAAUCACAGCACUCUGGGCUGAAGGUGUGUGUUGUGGGGUGGAGUCAGGAAGCAGCCUCCGGCACGAGGCACCUGUUGGGUCCCAAGUGUUUCUGUCUGUGGCCCGCUCUGACACAUCCCCCCAGAACCAUGGCUGGCAGCCCAAAAUAUUCCCUUAACCACCAAUGACGCACAUGCAGCAGCUGCCAACACUUAAUGGAGGCUUUUCAUAUUUUCACCCUUGUCUAUGUCUUUCAUUUUUUACCUUUACCAUUAAUACGGCUGUUAUUUUACUAGAGUUAGCUCAAGGUGUUUGUACAUACUUACAGAAGUUGAAAGGCUCCAUAAAACAUCUAAUGCGGCUGUUGCGUGCCUCACCCCGACAAACAAGUCUCCCUGUGUUGGUGCGAAAGCCUUCAGGUAUCCGUGCUAAGGCGUCAAGAUUUUCAAACAGCCAGUCUUUAUAAACAAUUAAGUGACCCACUUAUGUAAACAAAUUGUGUGUGUAAACAUGCCGUUGAGAUUGAUCUUUUAAAAUCAGCACCUGGCAGGAGAAAGUGUUAGAAACGCUUGUUAAGACUUCAAUGUUUGACUUAACUCAGAGAGGGGUUUGACUUCACUUCACAUGUAGGCGAUGGUGAAGACGGGGCUCGAGCCAUCGACUUUUACCUCAGGGAAACUGGCAACAGUUGGCUGAUGUAGCUGAAGGCGGGGUGGAGAUAAUCAGGGAAGUUUUAUUGCACAUGCUGACAGAAGCUUCUUUUACCAACACAUUGUUCUUUGUUGUUUUCAGAUAUAUAACAGCGCUGACAGACUCUGACGAGGACGAGCUGAGCGACGCACAACAGAGUGAGGAGGAACAACCUGCAGACCAGCUCACUGUCCUGCUCGAGAGGAUCGACUCUUUGCACAAGGGCACUGACUCAGAAAAGAGGGAGAGUCUUGACCUCCUUCUGCAGCACAGAGAGGAGGUGUGUUAUACCGCUUCACUCCCUGUGCAUAUUCCAGUGAUGCAUGAUGACUGUGGUUCUACAGUUUUCACCUUUAAAAAUGUCUAUAAUGCAAACUCCUCUGUGCACAACCACAACCACAAUUUUCUUCUCUGUCUUACAAGAGUUGCAAUUUCUGGCAGCCACUUAUGAAAUACAAAAAUGCAUGUGAUACCUGUUGUACAUUUUGUGCUGCUAUCAAAAAACAUGGCUGUGCAGGAUGGCAGCCUUUAUGGAAAAGGGGGGGGCACUCCAUUAUAGAUAUGAAAGUCACAUUCAAAAUUAACAGAAAUUAUUUCGAAUUAAAUGUUCUGAUGAAUAUUUUAUUCCAUUUCAUUGAAGACUAUUAGGCCACAUGCGACUACAUAACACACACAGCGUCUUGAACUGCACCGGUGAUUGUGAGUUUAAAAUUAAUAAAUAGUUUCUUCAUCUGAUAGAAAUUAUGGCGGACAAAACAGUCUUCACCUGCCUUAUUCUCUACAUGCUGAAGCUGUGGCUUUUGAGUUGCUCCUCACACUGGCUUCAGGCUUUAAAAAUGAUGAUAUAAAAGUCAUCAGUCUUGUUACAGAUGAUCAUGUUUGCUUAAGGAUAUCAUAAAGAGGCACCAGUAUGAGCUUGUUUGUUUCAUUCAUGUCAAAAAACUCCUUCACAGGAGCUUUAAAUGUGUCCAUUAUUCCUAUUUUAUACAUUUCAAGCAGGUGUUUGUCUUGAAAGGGUGACAGGACAGCUCUAAUGUUGAGGCAAAAUUGAGGCCCGUAGAUGCAUUGUUGAAUGAAGUAUUAGGGUCGCAUUAAAGAACAGAAAAAUAUUUAACAAACAAAAUCAUAAAUUUAUGAGAAUUAGGUAGAAAUUUUGUUAAUUUAGACCACUAUAACCUAUACUUUUAACAAUAAGAGGAGCAGCCAACUGCCUGACUUUAAACGGUUUCAUCCAGUGAAAUUAAACAUCGGUACAGCUUGCUCAAACAUCUUGAAUACUCAACUAUCUGGCACAUAUGCAUCACAGAAGUCUCAGGAUUUAAAGAAGGUGCAUAAAAAGCAUGUUUUCAGUGUCAGAGCAGUCUAACAAGCAACUGGAGAACACUUCUGCUACCUCUGUCUUUACUAACGUUCAGAUAUUCCCCUUCAGAACAAGAAAGAGGCUAACUGUAGAUUAAAAUUACACUAAACUGUUUCGUUAUCAAACAGCACAACUCAAACAUUGCAGUAGACUGUUUUAUGAAUAAAUAACACCAGUAGCUGCUGUGUAAUUCAGUAAAAAACAUCUGCUACAAACUCUUGAUAGAUGCUUAGUUGUUUAAUUGUUACACAACAUCUCAUUAAUUCCAUGUAACAAGGAGAAACUCCAAAUACAAAAAUUAAUACAGUCUCUAAUAACACUUUGAUGAUCCUCUGCAGUUUGGACAGAACUCUUCAUUUCUAUGGCGGCUAACCCGAGCUUACUGUGACGUCCACGACAUCAGUUCGAUUGUAGAGGAGAAGAAGACUCAUGCAGAAACAGGUAAUCUACUAAACUGUGUGUUUUACCUCAAAGACCAAGCCUUCCUCUCUGAAUGUAAAGGUGCUUAAAUGACCUUACCACAACUGUUUUACUGCUUUAGUUUUAGUGUAUUAUCUGGGAAACUCAAAUCCAUGCAGGUCUUUAUUCCUUAAGUGUCCCCACUUAGACAGCUUGAGGUCUUGUCUCACAACACAUAUGUGACAUAUCAAGACGAGUAAUAGCUGAAGGCUCUGAUGGUGGACUCAUUUUUAACACAAAAUCAUAUGAUCAGUUUGACCAGAACAUUUUCACAGAAAUAUUCAAUGAAAGAUACCUGUGCAGGUGAGACAUGGAAAAUGUCUAUCACCUGGCCAAACACUGAAAUCUAAAAGUCUGAACAAAUGUGAAAAGGCUUUUUCUGACGAAGUCUAAAUCAAAUAUUUUCAUGCACUGUUGUUAUCACAGGGUUGAUAAGAGAGUUUAUUCUUGAGGUCAAGCUCACAGCAGAACUUGGCUCUCUAAAAUCAGGUAUAAGCACUGUCUCAUGUUACUCUUUGAGACUUUGCACAGUAGACUAUAAUGUUUUUUGUUUUGAACAGAGGCAGUUUUGUGACUCUACAAAAGUGGAUUGACCUGUUUCUCUGUAAUCCUUCUUCAUCAAUGUGCCUCUGAUCAGAGCCGGCCAGGUGCUCUCUUCAAAGACACCUGUGUAAUUGACACGUGGAUAUUUUAAGAAGAAGGGCAUCAUGUUUAACAUUCAUUUAGGUAUUAAUAGAGCAGAUAGAAUGGAGACGCUCUGCACUGAGUGAUGAAGGAUUUAAUACUGAGCCCUCUGCUUGGAUUGCAUUUCAUACCACUUCUGUUUUCGUUGCUUUUAUCCGGUGCCCGCUUUCUUGUUUAUCCUGUUGUGUUUUCUCAGUCAACACACCGCCUAACUCUCAUGAUCCACACUCUCUUCCUCUGUCCUGUGAACAAGACUGUCCACAGUGAGUGCUGUGUGUGUAAUUAGUGUUUCAGUGGAGCAUCAUUAUCUCUUCUCUGUCUUUAUCUCUCUUCUCAGGGAAGAAAAUUGGCGAGGAGGCGGUGGGCCUGAACCCUACAUGUGCUGACAGUCAUCAGUGGUAGGUUUGGCUCGUUUCCUUCGCUCUACAAGCCAUCAAUUAAAAACAACCCCAGUAAAAUCCUCUGAGCUUAAACUUUACAAGAAAACAGUCAGUGACUAUAUUUACAUGCUCAUUAGUGUCUCUGUUUUGAGCUUUAUCUCGGUUUCGCUCUUAUUUUGGAUACAUUGUUCACAUGGAACACGAGAGCCCUGAUAAUCCAUAUCUCUGUAGACAUGUUAAUCACAUUAUCCAGGUUUCUGAUCAGCUGUGGCAGAUCAGCGUUUAUCUCACACCAUCUCAGUCUCUAUGUUCCAUACCAAAAUAGAAUGAUCAGAAACUCAAAUCUGGUGUUUAAAGGAUUAAGUAUCGCCUCGUUUUGCAACCCGAGCGUAACAGAUACCAUGUCCAGUGACCGGGACAGAAACUUUUUGGGGCUUGGCUGACCUCAGGGGUAGGUGUGACUUACUCUCUUAAAAUCUGUGAUCAGUCAAUCCAAAGGCGUAAAGGAAAAAAACAAUCUGAAUGAGAGUUUGAGAACAAUUUUCGUUGUACAGUACAGUAUACAUACUGUUUUUGAAAUGUUUAAAAUGUCAAUGAUGACAAUAGACUGAUUAUUGUAAUGUUAUUUAUGAUGUAAGGGAGUCAGUGUCAAUACCUAAACAUAGCUCUAGAUUCAGCCUACACCCUUUGGUUACCUCGUAAUAUGGAGUUUUGUCCUUGGUUUAUCUUUUGUGCACACUAAUUAAGUCUAAAUAAGUCAUAGAAGGUGAAAUCCAUCAACGUAAACGGGAAAUCUGAUCGGAUACUGUGCCUCAUGACUGUUUAUUUGGAAUGAAUUGCUCUGUUGAAUAAAUUGAAAGCCAGACUUGAAAAAUGUAAAGCACAAAAGUGUUUGAAAACACACACAGGAGCCUUUUUACAUGCGUGGGCGACACAGACUAUUGAUGGUAAGCAUACCUGGGCAGUCCACCCAGGCAUAUAAAACAAAUAUAAAUGGCUUUAAAAAAAUAAAAAGUAUACUUGUGUGACCACCAUUGUAGGUCUUAAUGGAGUUUUUAUAGAUCUGCACUUGUCUUGGUAACCUUUCUGCAGAUAAUCAGAGGUAAAGAUGUCCCCUGCUAUCUCUUCUUCAAUGCAGAAAUUACACUUAUGUCCAGUGUUAGAUGUUCACCUACUAAUGGUGAUGUUUCAUUUGCUUAGUUUUGCUCCUUUAUUCAUUACAAGCUGCCCUACAAAAAGCUCAUCCGUCUAACUGUUGCAUUUGCAUCACUUCACUUCACAGUUCGAUCUGUAGCGUUCACUGAACUCACUGUAGUUCUGUCUUUGAGGAGCAUUUCUCUAUCUUGCUGAAGUUUCCUCCUCUGUUUGUCAAACUGAAACUGAAGCGAUAAAAAUUAACACCAACCAAUCAAGAAAACUAAAAGAAGCCAUAUGUUGUUAAAUUGACUUACUUAAGCUUUUAUAUUGACAGUAUGUGGCUUGUUUUGGUUGAACCCCAUCGUGUGAAUCACCUGGUUCAGUUCAACUUCCUCGGUUAUGAAAGCACAAACAGGUACUUUCCCCAGAUGAGAGGUGUUGGGGGGGGGGGGGGCUUUGAGUGACGUGUUGUUCAGGAGCAGCUGUUCCUCACUCUUUAAGUGGAUGUUUGACUCAUGCAUGGCUUUGGGGAAAUUUACUAGAUGUACUUUGAAGGAGUCCAGAGAAACAUUUCAGAAAGCCAACAGCAGAAGAAAGACUUUGUGAAAUGAUCUGACCAAACUGUAGACUGUCAAAGAUGAGCGUUUCUGCCUGCAGAUGUGCAUGUAUGUGAGAUAACAGCAGCUUGCUCUGCAGACCCCCCCAACCUUCGAUAGCAUCACUUUCAGUGUGAGGAAUGUAAACACAGCCCAGGUUAACUUCACCUUGAUAGACUGACGGUGUCAGUGGAAUAGCUCUCGUGAUAAAUGGUCUGUUUUAAUUGCAGUUUCUCUUCCUGUAUGUUGGUGGUUGCUUCACACUGAGCGGAACUAUCUAACACUUUAGAUAUUAAACGCUCAAGGUCAUGCUGGUGAAACAUGUGGUGGCAAGGUAUGCAGAUUUCUGUCAAUACCCAACCAAAAGAGUAUAUUUAUGAGACCUGAUCAGAGCAACUGAUAUGAUGGAUUUUUUUUCCCUAAAAUAAAAACCACUGAGGACUAAUUCUGGGUAGACUGUACACCGUUUUGUACAAAUAUGUCUGUGCGAAAUGGUUCAACGGUUUGUCUUAUCCAGUAUCUUAAAGGGACAUUUCAACAUUUUUGAAGUGAGGUUGUUACAUGUUAUUGGUAAGUGUAUUAGCCACAAUGGACCCCGGUCAGCUUAGCCCUUUUAAUGAGAAACUGCCACUUGACAUACUACUGUUUUCUGUUGACAGGGUUAACUCUGCCACUUAACUUGGCUAAUUUUUAGGGACUCUAAUCCAAGCACUCAUCCCAGUUUAACUGAGCGCUCUCUAGACAAUGUUCAGCACUUUGCCAUCAGACAGCCCUUUUUUUUGCAUUAUUUGAAAACAAACACUCUAUGUGCUCUUAGUUACGUGGCAGAGCUGAACCUGUCUGCUAAAUAUGGUGGCAUACUAGGGCUGGGCGAUAAACCUUAAAUGUACCGAUACUGAAAUUUAUGACAAUAACCCAUGUCAUUUUGCCCAUAACGGUAUAUUCAGUGUCAGAGAAAUAAAUAAAUAAAAGUUGGUUUUAGAUGUGUGUAGGUAGGCUAUGGUCUCAUGUCCCUUUAAGAUGCUGUCCUACAUCAGAGACGUGACUCCACCCCAUCCAGUCCGUAACAACGAGGGACAGACAGGUGAGGAGAUGGUGACGGUUCAAAAGUUGGAGCGGCUGAAGUAGACAAAGUUAAUGUGGGAGGGGGUGAGCAGCUCGUGGAGUAGUUAUCGUCCACAUUUAUCAUUAUCCAGGUAAACUGCUCAAUAUAUCGUGAUUUUGACUUGAGGCCAUAUCGCCCAGCUCUAUCACAUACCUAGCGUCUUGUUUCUUCAGGAGAUUUCUCAUUAAAGGAGCUCUUAAAAUGUAAGUAAUCUGUAAUGGUUUAUAUUGCUGUUGUUGGUGGACCGAGCUAAUUAAAGGUUGCCAUCUUUGUUUUGGUUUGUCAACCAAUCAGAGGCUGUAUCUGCAAUCAGCUGACAUGUUGAGGUCCCAUCAAAAGCCAAAUGAUAUCAAAAGAAAUGCAACACUUAGACAUAACUAACUGUUUUACUUGUAUCCAUUUUGUUUUGAGAGACUUAGAAGUUUCUCUCUCACAUCGAUAAAAAUAUAGACCAGGAAUACACGGAGGAAGUAAGAGUAAGAUCGAAGUCUUACACCCCAUUUAUUUUGUGCUGAGAGGAAACAAGAGACAGGAAAAGAGACUCACGGAAUGUCAAUGAGGAGAGGCUUUGAUUUUUUCUGAGAAGACAUAAGAGAAAAAAGACAUCUGUGCAGCCAGGGUUUCUUUAUUCUGGUCUGAUGUGAAGAGGUCACAAAAUUCAAAGCGCCAUUCAUCCUCUACAGAACACGACUACACUUUCAGUUUAAAGAGUCAAUUUACUGUGCUCUCACAUUUCUGGAUGAACAAAUUUCAUGAAAUUUCAGUUACUAGACUCAACCAAUAAUGAAAUAAAUGCAUACAGUUUGUAUUGUUGCUGAAAUAAAUAUGUAGUUGAGCGAUUUCACCAUAAAGGAAAAUCAGCAAUAAGUUGACCAUCUGCAUCACAGUGUAAAAUCUGACAUCUUUUCAUAUUCUCGUUCUAUAAGACGUCAUCCAGGAGCUGUUGUGAUGUUGCACUGAAGGCUGCACAGCCACAAGGCCAAACACAAAAAUGCACAAUUAUUUCUAUGAUUUAAUCUUAUUAAAAAUAUGCCUGUUUUAUUUGAAAGCUGUUAAGAAAUCCCCUAAAAUGCUCAAAUUUGUGAAACUGAUGAUAAGAAAGGUGUUCAAUAGUUUGCAUCAUCAGGGGGUCACCCUAGGAAAAUCUUUAGCUUUCUCCAUCAUCUUUUUACAUUUCCACUCCGGGAACAAUUUCAUUUUUUUUCUACAGAAACUGGAAAGAAAGGUCUGAAGAAACAUUUUUGGUGCAGCUGUCUGACCCCAGUGGACACUUUAUAAUUGGUUGUGAUUAUCUUUCCGAAUAAUUCCGAGUCUUACACCAAGAAAAGGGGAAUUUCGCUGCCUUAGGUCAUUCUCAAACAAAGUGGAGAACCUCCUCUCUACUGGAGUACCUCCUCGGUUGUUCUGUGACUCAGGGAAAAAUCCCCUUUGCUUUUAAUUAGUUGUGCAGAGUGGGUCUGAUGGCAUGUGUCCCAUUUGUAUUUGUGCAGGCCCCAAGUAGUGCAUUCCUCAUCUGAAACAGCGCUCAUGUCAAAACUUGACUGCAGAUCAUACAUGGAAUCCAUGGCUGGGGCAAAGAGAUGAAGAUUGCACCAGAAGCAGCUCUGAGAUUAGCUUGGGCUACUGCUGAGCUUUGAGAAGACUGCACUGUUCUGUAUCCCAAAGCCCACUUUUAGAUAUCAUUGUUUAAUUUAAGGAAUACAAGUAGAGUUGGCCAUAAAUAAAAGUUUCUUCACUGCACACUAUUCAUUCUGUUGAUGGCAUCCCCUGUGAUCUUGCACUCUCCAGCGUACAAAAUUUGUCAUGGAAACCUACCAUGACCCCCCUGCUCCAGCCCUGCUAGCGCUUUUUGUUGAGGAGUAAUUAGCAUUAGCUCAAGCACAUACCGCAGCCCUCCAGACGUCAAAUGAAAUAGAAGGCUGUGUUUGUUUUGUUAAUUAAGAGCAACAGCUUUAAAAAGCUUAAUGCCUAAUCCUAUAUCCACUGACGGAAUUUGUAAGAUUCUUAAAGCAAGCAGAAACGCCGUCUAAACCGAACAGACAGGCUAAAGUAGGUAAAGCUGCACUUUGAGCAGGGAGGAGGCAGGGACUGGGGUCUGUGCCAGGCCGUGUUGCAAGGAAGUUUAUGUCUGAGGUAACUGUUUAUUUAGUGUUCCGAUGCCGUGAGAAAACUUGUCACCUGCCUUCCUGAAUGCUGCUCGGCUCGUCACAGUUUGACAGAUGUUGUUUGGACGCGCUGCCAUUCAUUUCUUGCUCUGCCACUGAAACUGCUCAUAAUUGAUGGCUUUUCAAACCUCAUAUCUUCUCUCUUUUAACCCUUUAAAAGUAUCAAGUGAACGCUGAGUGUGAUUGGAUGACUUAAACUUUCAUUUCCGUGGCAGCUUUUCCAAACUUGCUGCUGUGAUGGAAACAAUGCAAGUUCAGCUCAGAUUUGCAUGCAGCACUCUGUAACAAAUGCAUCAUGUAAUAAGCACGACUGUAAGUGAAUAUAUUCUGUUUAAAUAGCAUCUCCACAUAUAAAUACCUGCAGGACCGCAGUUUUCUGCAAACUGUAAGCCACGGAGCAGGUUUCAGUCUGUCAAUCUUUUUAACUUUGCAGCCAGAUGAGAGAAUGAAAGAGGAGGUGACACACUUCUCAUCUGUCCAUGCAUGAAGAGAAGUGUUGCUUGAUGUAUUGUAAUUAACACAAUCUUUGUUGUAAUGCAUGUUUGUUUUACUCAUUCACCCUGAUCUCAGUGUUUGCACUUAAAAAUGCAUGAACAUUUCCAGCUCAAAGUUUGAAAACAGUCACCACAUCACACAUCAACAUCUCAAUGUUACACCUAAAAAAUACUUGCAAGUCUUUCAAAAUGAAAUUUCUCAUAAAUGUGUUCAAGUGUUGUUAAAUUGUGCAACUUUGAAGAAUAUUUUUGUGGUCUACCACAGAAACCCAAUUUAGUUUCACUCAGAAAUAUUUGAGUGACAGUUCAGCAGGUAGGGUGAGGUUGACUUCCUCAGAAACCUGCUCUGUUGUAUCUGUAGCUCACAGAGUCAAUCACUGAUGAUAGGAAGUAUACUGAGUCUCUGUGAAAGGAAUACACUUAUUAGCUAGUUUGAAGUAGGACCCAGUAUGUCUCAUAAAGAUUAUGAAGCUUGUCUUCUCCUCUAUCAGAUCUCUUGGACUAAAUAUCUCGAGACAAAAAGAGUGCAUAUGCUCUUCUAAGUACCCCUUCAGGUGUAUGAUGGGGAAAUAAACUCAGAAUCAGACCCUCUAAUGGGGAGAGAAAGAUUCAGCCUCAUUUUCAAGUUCAAUGAAAGAAACCUCAUUGCGGGCUUUACCAAUUUAAGAACCAAUUCUGUGCUGUUCAAUUAAAGAAUCAGCAAUAUGGGACCAGUUUUACUUUCAGAAAGAUGAAAUCACAGAUGUUUCGGUUACUGUUAAACGGGAUGAAUUCAGAUCUUUUCUUUAAGAACUUUGCACUGAUUUGUCAGUGAAAUAGCUAGCUCAUAGUGGGAUGCUUCCUGAAGCAUAUAUCUUUAAUGUAACAGGGUAAUGCCUUGUCAAGCUAUUCUAGUGUGAACUACCAUCUUCACUCAGCUGAUAACCUGUACUACAUGCUGCAGAUACUGCUGAGUCUAUCCUGAGUGCUGCUGAAAUAGUUUCACUUUUCGAUCUAGAUUUGUUUUUUAAACAUUUGAGAGAUACUGUUCCGUUUAUUUAAUGUACAUUGUAAAUCACUGUGGGCCCAGAACUGAACCUUGGGGUACACCUUUUAUAUGUUGCACCCCUGAGGAAGCACCUUUGUACUUUACAACCAUGUUUCUGGCAAUCAAAUGAUCUGAAAUAGUAACCUAUCACCUGAUAAUAACCUGAAAAGAGAACAGAUAAUAUAAAAAAAUUAAAUUAGUCCUCAAACUAACUUUUGUGGUAGUUAAAUUACCUAAACAGCCCACCUGAGGGAAGUUUAAAUGACAAAAAUACUGGCAUAUACUGUAGCUUCCUAGAGGGAAAAAAAACAGAUUUUGCUGCUUUGUGAGAAACAGUAGCAUUGGGCAAACCUUUUGCACAGUGCAUUCCUGAAUAACUUUAAAAACUCUUUAUUUUUUAUUCGCCUGAAAACUCGGAUGCUGUGCCAUACUUACAAGAGUUAACAUGCUAGCCACAACCUACCUGGAAAACCAGCAAAUAAAGAAUGCUGUAAAUUGUCAAGUUAAGAGAGACCUUGGCAUCAUCACAAUCAACAUGUUUGAUAAAAAACUGUGUUUUAAGGAGUGGAAGCUUUAAAGUAAACCUUUAAGAAUUUUGUAAUUCUGUAAACAUCACAAAGUAAAAAUAAAGUUGCACAGGUAAAGCUCGAUGACCUCACAAACCCGGCCAGUUUUAUUUGCACGGAAGGGGUUGUGGGCUACAGUUUUGUCACCAUGAAGCUCGUCCUGUUGGUCUGUAUUCACCUAUUUAUCACCAAGUCAAUGCCCACAGUGAAAGACAUCCGACUGUUAUCAUAGAAGCGGGGAUUAGGCUAAAUAACCAAAAGCUUUCACCCUAUUAGAAACCGUUGAUGUGCAGCUCCAAACACUGCGAAGCCCACACAGUCUGAAACACGCAGCAUCUUCUCUGAGCCUGAGCCCUGAGCGCUGUUAAAAGACCUGGUGUGAUGAAUGAAGGUGAUCUCUGUCUCACACUCAUCACUUCUCUGGAGAUUACACAUACUUUCCCACUCUGUCAUGCACCACAUCUCUGUUCUUUUCCCAGGAGAGUGGAUGAGGGCUCUUUUGAAGUUAGAUGUGUUUUGGGGGCACUUGAGUCAAAGAGCAGCAUUGUGAUAGAUACCAUCAGCUUCUCCACAACUGUCUGUCACCCCUGAACUUUUUAUAAAUCCGUGCGCAUGACGUGAUGUCAGAGUGCACACUUCCACCUCUCAGCUCUCACGUUUCAUCCUUGAAAAGCGAACAGCAUAGUCGUGUCUACGCUGGGAACAGUAGUCCUCUGCUAAACCAAUGUGCUAACAUCUAUCGUUUAAUUCUCUCUUCAUUCUGUUGUAUUACUUUAAGUUUGAGUUAUCAGCUAAGCAGUGAACACAUAAAUCAGUUAAUCAAGCUGCAAUGUGACUUUUUUCUACCUGCGUUUCAUGUUUUUUGGUCCAGCACUCACCCAACUUUGGGCUGCAAGGAUGUGCAUGUUUUUUUUGUUUUGUUUUGUUUUGUUUUCCAUUUUGAUUCUCUGUAUUCACACAUGCACAAAGCUCUUAAAAUGCACCAAAAUUAUCAGGAAGGGCUGCAUGUGUGAAUGCAGACAGUCCCCCUCUAAUUUCAUGUAAAUUAUAUUGUGUUCAAUAGUCACAACUCAAUUUUCAUUGUUGCUCCACAAUAUCCCAUUAAAAAGGAAAAACCCAAUCAAAACUGGGAUACUCAGGUCCAUGAAUAUGCAGUUAAUGAUAAAAAGGCCGAAAAUGUAUCUUAUGGGGCGCAUCACACCGAGCACAAGUAAACUCAUCUUCUCGCUUAAUUUGCGCCAAUCUAGACCAGUGAAUGAAUUGUAUACUCGCUUCAUUCGCGUGUCUACAGUAAUUUCAGCGGUAAUCCCUGCCAAUUCCACCGGCGGGAUCAAGUGAUGGACAAGGUUUUUUUUACAAUUUACCAUGUAAUCGGACCUCCUCACUCAUUUGCCUCCAGGCGAGCUCCUUUUUAUUCGGUUUUGGUAUUUGAAAGAAAAGGUAUCAUAUAAUUCGGGGCACCCACACACUGACAUGAUCAGUUUGUCCUCCAUUUUAGAUACCAGUGAACAACCGUCUUUUUUUAUACAUCACCCGGCAUCCUUUUUGCCGAUUAGUUAUCAUGACGCGAAUAUCCACUCAAGUCGAGACAUAUUCAGCUUCUGCCCAAUUCGCGUCAUUCACGCUGCCAUAGUAGUGAAUGAUUUUACUCUCUGGUGUGUGGAGACAGUUAGUGUUAGACUCUUCUUCUCAUACCAUUCUGUUUAAUAUUUUACACCUUGACCACUAUAGCACAACUUUACGUCCCAGUAGGGAAAACAGAAAAUUUGGAUUCUGUAAGGAGCAUGUGUGAACAAGCAAGUUCAGGAAAUUUUGGAGCAGGUUCAUGAUUAAUCACACCGUAUGCAUACAUUAGGUUACCUGAAGUGCUUUUGUGACGGGAGUGUGAGGCCUAUUUGUUUUAAUCUCAGCAGGCUGAUGGCUGCUAGAUGUGAUUGCAUUCUUGUAUCGCCAGCUUUGUUUAUAGGUGCGUUUCCAAUGAUCCCACCGUGUGAAUUCGCCUCUGUGUAAAUCCCCCACUGUAGGGCCUCUCUGAUGGCACAAAGGCCAGCGGAUUAAGCAGGAAGCCUGUGGCUGUGCUGGUCAGAGGAGGGGGAGGAGGAUGGGGUCACUUUGACCUUUACAAAGACAAGUUUAAUUUCGGACACGUGCCUCUGUUUGCCACCGUCAUCAUUAGUGUCACCGUGGCAACGUUCUGCUCUGUACCCAGUAGCCGUGGAAACCCUCCGUCCUCUGGUUCAUCACUAGGGGAACACUUGCUGCAAAUCCCACCCCCUGCUCAGAGAAAACACCAUCAGCUCAUCCUGUCUCACACAGGUUGUCCUUGGAUUCCUUGAGUUCCUCCUCCUGUUCUUGUACAAGUUUUAGCCUGGACCCUCCCUGGCCCACUCUCUUCAACCAGCUCUCUAUGUUUGGAUUUGACGGCUGAAAUCAAUCUCCUGUUCCCGCCAAGCAGCUGACACUUAGGCCCUUUUGUUUUUGCCCAGUAGAGUGGGGGAUUUCACUGAGCCGCAGAAACAAACAGGGACUAACCUUGCGCAAUUAAGUGUUCCAUCCGCCUGUCAUGUUUUGCUGACGCCCACCCUUCCUCCUCCUCUUGAUAUUUCCUCUUUCUUGCCUUGGACGGUAAAGGAGAGAUAGAAUUUCAUCUGAGAGAAGAAAGGACAGCAUAAACAAGAGCAGGUUGGCCCCUGAGGCUUGGCACACCUCUCUACACCUUCACAUCCUGGCUUCUUAUACGUUCACUCACCUUGCCUGUCUCCGCCUCUCCUCCCCAUGCCUGCUGUUGCUCACAGUGACAAUAGAUCUGUUACAUAACUCUCAAAAACAAAACUCUGAUCCUUCUUUUUGGAUGUUUAUUUUGUAAAAUUAUACAUGGAGGAGGCAGAAGCAGUAGAUCAGCUUUGACAAAUCUUGGAUUAUCACAAAACGUCCCAUCAUUCAACGCUGCAAUCCAGGUGCACAGAUGAACCAACACUGUCUCAGGCUGGUCCAGUCAUGACUGCUCAAUAAUAUGAGAACUGAUCAAUCAGAGAGAGAUAAAUGAGUAUAAGGUGGUAGCCUAAAAAUUGAGCAAUCUUUCCCACAGCCCUCACCUGGGCAACACUUGAUCCAAAUUAUGAUUCCUGUUUCCCUCAGGUAUGUUGCACCAGUCACUCUCCUCUUUCAACCACUGUUAAGAUUUAUUGCAUUUAAUCACAUCAGCAUAUUACAGCAUGUUGGAAGACAGACAGGAGGGACUAGCUGGUUAGCAGAGCUCUGGAAGGAAGACUGCAGCAAGACUAACUUAUUACCUCUUUAGAGACUUGUUGGGUUCAUGAGGAGGGUAUAGGGUGGCAGUGGCACAGCAGUAAAGCAGGUCAUCGCCCAGUCAGAUGGUUUGCGGUUUAAUCCGAGCUCUUGGCAAUCACAUGCAAAAGUGUCCUUGGUUAACCACUGAACCCUAAAUGCUCACAGUGACAUAGCCAACAGUUAGUGAAUGCAUAUUAAAGGGAUUAGUUCAAAGUGGUUAGAAAUACCGAUCAGUCGGUCGGCAUUUUGACGUAAUCUGUAUAAUAUCAGCAUCAGUCCUUACAAGGCAAGGCAAGAUGUGAGAAAAUAUACUUGAAAUUAAAAUGAUUUGAAAUCAAUAAGACAAACAGAUCAAUUAUUUAUGAUUAAUUAUGAAAACUGUCGUUUCCCAGAAAAAUUAAUUAAGUCGGAAGCUUUCAGACCCAGAGCUCCCCAGCUCCAAGACCUCAAGGCUGAUACCACCAGUUUCUCUUCAAGUGAAAAACUUAUUUGAUUACAUAUUAAAUCUAAAACAGUCACUGGCUGUUGUUUGAUUUAAUUCUAUAUUAUAAUUCCCUUAUGGCAAUUUUUCACUGAGCCAAGUAUUUUCCCAUCUAAACUGAUUUAAUAAAACAUCUAGUUAAAGUCAGCAAGUCUGUUUCUCAUGUGUUAGUGUAAUUAUUUAAAAAUAAGAAGUGCAACAAUGUGAUAUCGGCAUUUUUUUAUAUGUAAACCAUCAGCCAACCUGUUCCCUAAUAAUCAGUAUCAGAAUCAGCCACAAUAAUAAUAAUAACAACAACAACAACAACAACAACAACAACAACAACAACAGCAGCAACAACAACAACAACAACAACAAUUAUAAUAAUAGUCGACAACUAUUUGAAAAAACAAGUCCAAAUCUGUCUUCUAUUUACAAGGACUACAUAAGUCUUGGACACUUUGUGUAUCAAAUUAGGUUUUUAAUGUAUUUCAGUCUUAUUCAAAUAACAAUUUUCUACACAUGUAUACAGAACUUGUAGGCAUUAGAUAAAAGUUUUCACAAUGCAAUUAGGGGUAUGCAAUUUAGGUAGAAAUAAUUAUAUUUGUGGGGAUUUUUCAGAUAAUGAUAAAGUUAUUGGACAUCCCUUUAAAACAUGUUUUAAAAUGAUGUGUUUGCAAAGUCUUUCAAUGUACCAGCUCACUUUUGUGGAUUUGAAUUAUGAUAUAAACAACUUAUUCAAGAAAAGCAGGCCUUAUUUGUUAACGUAAACCAAGUCAUUCAAGCACCGUAAAUAUAUUUAAAAAACACUCAAUCACCAAACCAAAUAUUGAGAUUGAACAGUGCGAGUUUGCUAAGGGUUUUUUUGUUUUGUUUUGUUUUUCAGUCAUAGUUAACCGCUGACUCCCAAAGCUCUGUGAUGGUUAGUUCACAGAUAGUUAAGAACUGUCUUUAACAGAAACCACAGCAGAUCGUGGUCCUUGAAGCAACAUACAUCUCAGCCAGUUCACCUGUAUGUCAGUGAAGAGGAUCCAAGCCACUAAUUAAAUCAUGCCAGUUUUGUGGCUGGUGGUGUUUGUUUUAGUCUCCUGGCCUGGGCUCUUUUAUAUUUGCUAAUUUUCAUCUUCAGGACAUGCAGGUAACUAGUUGUAUUAGGCCAUCUGCCAGCUGGGGUUAUAGCUCUGGGUAAUGACUACUGCUUUAGUGCUAUAAUGCUCUACAACCCAUAUUUAAAACUGCAGAAGGUAAUAAGUAGCAUGUGCAAAGUUUUGGGUGUCUAUUGAUCUCGAAAAUUAAAGCUGAAUGUUGUUAAACUUGCAUAUCACUGCUCAGCUGGACUCAGCAAAGGCGGGUUGUGUGAUCCCAUAUUUGUCUGUGUUAUAGGGCUGUAAUUUACCAAAGAAAUUCUUGGUCGACUAAAACCCUGAAAUUUUUGACCAAAAGUCAACUAAUUGGGGGUGGGGGGGUGUCAGACUCUGACAGCAAACCCUUCUGUGACGGGGGACGAUGCAGCUCAGCAGGGUGAAAAUAUUCUGAUGUCAGCACAAGAAGGUACGAGGCACAAGAAGGCAAUUAAACUUAAAAGGCAAGUUGAAACGCUGAAAAUAAAGCUAAAUAUUUGGCAAACCACUACAUGUUGAUUAGCUUGGACACUCUUCAAUCUUUCAGUUUCCUCCCAGUCUCCAGUUAGUUGGGUGAAUCCAAAAUGGGGAAAAUAAGGGGGUGUUCCAAGGGGUACUCUGUAAAUACCCCCAUUAGCACUUGGUACGUUCCUACUGGGGAAAUUAACCAUAGACCGUAAAUUGACACAGAAAAAAAUUGAGUUGACCAGUCAUAAUUUUGGUCAACUCAGCACGUAUUGACCAGUAAGUCAACCAGUUCACUAGGAUUUUACAGCCCCACUGUUUUAGAUAAGUUGUACUCAGUUUUGGUUGUUCUCUCAGUGUUUCCUUGCCAUUUCACUAGUCUGUUACUUGGAAUUCUACUUGUGUUCAGUUCUCUGAGAAGAUCUGAGUCACUUUGGGACGAACCAAGAGAAAAAAAGCAUGCAGAAAUGCCCAAAUUAGCCAGCAAAUUCAAACCUAGAAACAUCUUUUUGUCUCCAUACCGUCAUGCCUACUUAAUAAAGAACCUAUCUCGCAUAACUACAUGUUACAUCUUGAACCCUAAAAUUGGCAGGAAACUGGUGCUAAUUUCAGUCUCUGGAUAUGGUGAAAGUUAGUCCUAAACAAAAAUAGUGUACUGAUUAAAGGGUUAUCCAUCCAAAAUUUAUGAACACAUUUUGCUCUUGUGCAAGUGGGGAAUUCUAGGAACGGUUUAAUCAAGCUGUUGCAUCAACCUGCAGAUGGUACUGAACUGUUCUCACGCUACUCACUGGUUUGAAUGACUGCGUUGCCUUUUCCUUUGAAGUCCUGGAUUAUCAGGAUACUGUAAUUGCCUCAUCUGCAUCAAAUCUGGAUUAAAUUGUGGUGAUGAAGCACAAACCAGCGUUGUUCUGGCUCUGUUUCCACCCAGAGGAUCUUUAGUCUGACUGCUCAAAGCCUUUACAUCCAGCAGUAUGUUUUCAUUGGAAGCCAGGCAGCACCACACCAGCAGAUAGCAUCUCUGCUCCUGUGAUGUUGUGGAGCUCUUCUCUCAUCGAGCGCCAACCAGCGGUAGUGCGGCCACACCCUGCGCUACCUUAAGAAAAUAAACACGUCUUUUUGGUUACAGUUACACACAAUUCUUCUGCCUUUGUUUGGUUUGCAGUGAAAUUUAGGGCACUUAGAAAUGAUGUGGUUAGUGCUUGUCUAUCACUAUUAAUUUCCACAAUGCUCACACUCCCACACUUAAUAGAAGUGAUGACGGUUUGUACAAUGAUUAAUGUUUGCGUGAUGCUUUAGCGAAUUACAACUGUCUGAAUCAUGUUUUCUCUUUGUGCAGACUGAUGAGUUGAUGUUUGGAAAAGUAUCAACUCAAGGGAAAUUGCCCAGUUUCUCUCACGACUGUGAGACAGAUUCUUGCACCUGUAUGGUCUUUAUUCAGUAAUUAGCAGCUAAUCAUGUCAUAAAAUUUACACUUUGCGAAAGCUCCCUGCUCUGGUUACGCCUGACCACAGUCCAGAGAGCCUCUACAGUAAACAGUAGUCCACCGCUGAAUCAUGCUCUGUUAAAAACUCCAUUCACACAUACAAGACACCUCUGUGCACAAGCGCACAACUCCAGAUUUCAUCUACCAUCAGCACCACCAUGUCAGACUGCGUUGUCAGAUGACCUUUGUACACGCCGAUCCUUCGUAUAAAAGGUGUUUAUGAUGCUCUGCCAUGUUUGACAAAGUACCAGCAGGAUUAAAGCAGUCUUGCGGUGAAAAGUCUUUGAUCAGGUCUUUCCUCUCCCUUCCAGAUCCACAGCGUCACGCUGGCUUACAGAUCCCAAAGCUAAAACCGCUCUUUGUCUCCCCUCCACCUGCCCACUGGUCCAAGUCGGUGUCUUAAUUAGAGAGUGAAGGAGGAAGGUGAAGCAGCUUAUCUCUGCUGAUGUUGUUUAAUGAGGAUUCUCUCUUUAAAGGGACGUGUUGGUGUUUCUCAGAACUUCCUUCUCAUUGUUAGUGACCCAGAGAAAAGGAGGUGCUUCACCAUCCUUUCUGCCCAGCUUUAUUAAACAUCACAAGAGAAAAGUGACAUGAUUAAAACGUUCUCUUUUUGCUCACUAACUAAGGAGUAUUUUACAGUGAUAACAUUGUAGAUUGGUCGGAAAGUUCUUGCAUACAGUAGCUCUGCUGUCACAAACAAUUUCUAACUUUAUUUGGAAAAAAAAAAAAAAACAAGUUUCAAGAACCAGGAAUUUAUGCAGUCUGAUCUUAUCGUUGAAAUGUGUUUGGAUACUUAAAGGGAUACUACAGUGGGGUGACGCAGCUCAAGGAAGAACAUUUAUGAUAAUUUUUUCAUGGAAAUGCAAUCAGACCGAGACGCCAAGGCAGAAGACCUACCACGUCUGCAGUGCAAAAUGAUUAACAUGAUGAUUAUUACUUCAAGGAAAUGAUAAAGAAAUGAUCAUAAAUGUUCUUCCUUGAGCUGCGUCACCCCACUGUAGUUCGUAACGGACUGGCCUGAGGUCUCGCUUCCAACAAGCGGCUGCUGGAAGAGAGUGGGUGAGUUGUGUUUAGUCUCUUUGCUGAAGAAAUUAGGCAAAGUUAAAAAGAUGUUUGGUGGCUAGUGCUGUGGCUGGGACCCUAUAUAUACUGUUGAUGCAGUUCUGAGCAUUAUUUGUGGCUAUAGAGUGGCGUUUUGGUUGAGGUUUGUUUAUGGCUCCAUAGUCCGCUGUGUAUUGCUAUCGUGCGGUCGUUACUAAAGUUAGUAUAACUAGAGAAGCAAGUGAUCGGCAACAUUCAUCUCUUGAGGGGGUGUCCAACUCUGUGUUACGGUGUGUUUGAGCCUAAAUUAUAGCUGGAAUAUCCCUUUAAAGACCUAUUGUGCAGAUCCAAACAUCUAUGCAUACACUGGAACUAUCUCUGUAGGGGCAUUUGGUAAAUUGUCCCUUUAAAAUAAAAGAUGAUGGUCAAACCCCCAGAGUAGUAACUGCUGUGAUCAGUGCAGUUGAAAUCUUGGUGGCUGCGACAGAAUGUCCUCUAGCAGCCCAACAGCCGCUCACCUCCCCCUCCCUCAACUAAUCAUGCCAUAGAAUAGGUGGCACUGGUGGCAAAAAUAUACAGAGAAAACAACACCUCCGCAUGCGAUAGCUCCGCUCUCAGCGCAGAUGUUGACAUGAGUUGAUUGGAGCUGCAGCUGGACAUGCUUAGUGACAUCUGCAGGAUUCACCAUCUCACUACUUGCUCCAUGCACGAUCAAAGGGAGUUUUUUAGCUGAAGUGGGAUUUUAGGAGCUGCUCACCGAGCCUGAAUAGACAAGUCGAUUUGUAUUGGGCAGCAAAAUUAAAGGAGUCCUGUUGUCUGAGUGGAAAUAUGAAUUAGCUAGUCUUCUUUUUCAUGCUCUUGAAUUGCCACCUGUUGGUAUUAUUGGUGACAUAGCCUUUCAGGGCGUCCAAAAACAAUUUUUACAUGUAUUUUUUAUUUUUAAAAAAGCGUUUUUAUUCUAAAAAAUUCUACACAGGAACAAGUAUUUCAUUAACCAUUGGCAUAAGAAAACAUUGUGCCCCACCCCCGAUUUAUAGAAUUGGGGUCUUUUUUCCUAUUCAUUCUGUUUUUCAAAGAAUUUAGAGUUUUGAAUUUUAAAAAGGUUUUAAGUUGCAUAAAUCAAAAUAUUUAUGUAUUUCUUCCUAAAAUUUCAGCUCUUUAUUUGAGUACAGCAGCCUGUAUACUGUCCCUAGUGGUUAGUAAGAGGAACUGUUUGUGUUUGCUCUGAGGGACGUAAGUGGGUAAACAGGGCCUUCUGCUGAAAACAAUGAAAACUACAAAUUUAAUGCCAGCCUUGCAAAUUGAAUGCAUUUUGUCAAACAUUGCUUUUUUUUCUUCAUUCCUUCAUUACUAUUAUUAUUUGUUUAAUGUCAACUCUUAUUUACUCUCAUUGACAUGUUAUUCUAGCGUAAUUUUUGUACGCUAAGUGAAUGUUGUUUCCUGACACUUAUAGAAAUUCUUACCUUCUUGCAGCAGUAAAAUUGAACCCUUUUUGGUUUCUUUAACAUAUGUUUUCUUAAAAAAAGGUUAAUUGGGUCCUAUGUAAUUUCUGUCUGCAAAUCGAUUCACAUGCAGAGAGCAAAGACGGAUGCUUGUUGACUAAUCAGGCUAAUAUUGUGUCUCCACAGGUAUGCCAUCAUGUGUGGGAUCAUGGCAGAAUAUGACACAGUGCAGAACAAGAUAAAGAACGGAUACAUCUUCAAAGUGAGUCGUUGUAUAACACAGAGAAGAACAUGUUGUGUCUACGACUUGAUAUAACUUAAAAUCUAAACAUUAUGCGGAUCCUGUGUAUACAUUUUUCAUACAUACUUCAUGCAGGUAUAGCUUUUCCCAUGAACUAAGAAUAGAGGGGACCGGCUCCACAUAUCACUUAAGCUGCUAAGCCACUCCUACAGACCUUUAGUUGCAGACAGAGUGUGGAACAACGGCACGUAGCAUUUUAUCUUCUGUCAGCGGCUCCCCCCAAACACUGUGUACCUGCAAAGCCCCUGACAGGUGAAAGAGACAGAGAUAGAGUGCUGGAGUGGGAAGAUAUGAAAGAAAAAACCCUGAAUCAGAGCGAGGGAGAAUGGAAAAGAACGAGGGAGGGUGUGUGUGUGUGGCAGCCGGGAGUGUGUGGUCGCUGGGUGAGAUUGCGUGUGUGAGAGGUGUUUGUGAAAUAGUUGUGGGUUGGUGAAGCAGGACAGAUCAGGUCAGAACAGAAAGCAGGGGAAACAGCAGCCGUGUCAUGAAUCAACUGUGAAAAUCUUCUCCCUGACUGUCUGUCUGCCUGCCUCUCUCACAGGAUCAUCUGGAUAAAGCCAUCGAGCUGAAGCCACAAGACCCCCUGUCCUACUACCUGCUGGGCCGCUGGUGUUACGCUGUAUGUGAUAUCUCUUCCAUCUGUCUUUAUGUAGACAAAGAGUAAAUUUAUGGAGGCUGACAUGUCUGCAUGGCCUCCCACCUCUCUCUGCAAACCCACCCACCGCUUCCUCUUAUUCAUUCCUACUGUUUAGCUUUCCCCGAGGUUUGUUUUCCCCUCUGCGAUAUUUGUAGAAGGCUCUACGGGAGGUUAACACCAUCCAUUGUUAGCUCUAAAUCAGAUCGGACCAGAGAGAUAUUUUCAUCCGGUUACUGUCCGGCUCAUGUUCCAACAAUGCAGACCCUGACUGAUCACCACUGGUGUUUCUGAAAGUAAAAAAUGUGCAGAUAAAAUACGAGCGUCCAGAAACACAUUCUGUUGUUUCAGGAGCUUUUUAUCCAACAACUCGGUGCCACUUGUCAUCCUGACCGCAUGAAAGAAAGGAAGGAAGCUAUUACAAAGAUUACUCUGAUAAAUUUCAUACCACUCGCCUUCACUGUUAGGAGAAAAGAAAUGAGGGACUUUGCACAUGUAGCGGAGCGGCAACACCUGAUAUUUCCAGGGAUUGAGUUUUAUGGGCUGUCUGUGGUGCGUCCACGUUUAACAAUGAUCUACUGUUUGUACUCAGCCAGCAGUUCUGUUUCUGCGAUGACGCCAAAGCAGUGCUACACCUGCAAUUAGACACAGCUUUGAUGAAUGGUGCGAGGCAGGAACAUUACAUGUUUGACCCAGACUCUCCUGGCCAUAAUCAUCUACUCUGGAAAGUAUCAGUGUACAGGCAACCCGUGGUCAUGGAAAUACAGUCAAAGUCACAGCUAGGAACGAGUCUUGAAUAGAGGCAAAGAGAAGUUAUUUUUAAUAGAGCCCAUACCCAUAAAUCAAUUAUUUUAAACACCUAACAUGCAGUCGGAAAAAAAAUAAAACCUUUUCAUGCGUACAUUUUCCAUCGCAAGAGUGUGCUCGGGCAUGAUCUUCAUAGUCAUUAAAAAGGUAAAUGUAGUAGAGCUGCCACCAAAAAGACAACCCAGCAGUGAAUGAGAAGAGUCCUGGACAGCUGACCUUCAACUUUAUCCUGGAAGCUUUGUUUUGUGUCUCUUGAUACCAUAGGAGUCUUUUGAGUAACAUUUACAUGCUUAUACAAAGUUAUCCAAUGUGAUGUCAGCUGUCACAGCUCAAUGAAACCAGAGAUUUUUAAUCCAAUCUCCAGAGAACCAAAGCUCGCAGUAACUAAACUGGACUUUUAAAGUACAUGUAAGCACAUUAGUCAGGCUGAAAUUGUACUAUUGAACUCCUCAAAGUCGGACUUUCUUUCUAAAUGAUGCGGUUGGGGGGAUCGAUAUUCUCUUGCAUGUAUACUCCACAUGACUCUAAACCAUAAGACAACAUUACAGCUUGAACUAGAAACUUCUGGACCAGUAAAGUCUAUUUUUUAUGAUUAAGAUUUUAUUGGAUUUUUUAAUAUCGUACAUUGCAGGUACACAUGUGGCAAAUGUUGUAAACAUUGACUUGUGUACAGAAAGUAAACAAGUAACUAUAUUAUACAAUGCGUACAAUCCAGGAAAGAGAGAAAGAAAAAUAACAAUCUAACAAAAGAUAAAACAGGACAUAAUAAAAAUACUAAAAAAAACAAAAAGAAAUAACUAUAAAAAAUUGACCAGUAAAGUCUAAAGUAAACAAUAUAAACAAUGUAGCUUUCACUUUCACUGCAGAGUCACAGGUUAGAAACUAAAGUCAGACAUACACUGUGGGAGUUCAAGCCAGGCUUUGUUGACACAUCAGCUGAUAAUUUCACUUCAGCUUUGUUUUAAAAGUCUUAUUUUAUGACUUCAGCUUCUGCCCUUAGGAGUUUACAAUAACUGUUCAUUUAGUCACCAGAAAAGAUGAUGAUAGAUUUCCAUCAGAGACCUUUUUUUUUCCUUGACAAAGAGGAGACAACGAGGAGCUUUAGAUUUAUCACUGAUCACACUAACUUUAUGCAAAUGUUAAGGUUAGAGUUAUCAACUCAAACAACUUAAUUUAACUUUGAUGGGGAGCUUCAUCGUCACAAAACUGUUCUAAGACACCUCAUCAAAUACAAAUGUGUAUCGUCAGGCCUGUGAGUCAACGACUGCUUUCAGUGUUCAGCACCCUGGUAGCAGAGGAAACAAAAGAGUUUGAAUAUCUGUUGUUUUUCCUCAAAGUAGGGAGGUUUCUCUGAAAGAAAGCUCAGACGAUAGUGGUCUGAGUGGUCUGAUUAUUUAUAAUUCCUUUGACUUUCUGGACCAUCCAUUUUUUCCUCAGAAAGCUUAAAUCCUUCAUCUGAACAGCAAUGAUCCUCUGACAAUGUGACUCAGACUGUUGUUGUCCUGGAUGUCUAACCUUAAACAGAUACAGUACAUGCUGAACAUUUGUCCAGACAGCAAUCGUUCUACUCAGUUUAAACUGCUUUUCAAACAGAUUUGAAGUAACCUGAUAUUUGAGAUUUGACUAAAGGUUUUUGAUGUUGUGCAGGUGGCUCAGUUAUCAUGGAUCGAGAGGAAAGUGGCAGCUACCUUAUUCGGGGAGCCCCCUAGUGCUACAGUCGAAGACGCCCUGAAGAACUUUCUCAAGGUACUUUGAUUCAGUCAUCAUUCACAGCACCGUGUUUACACAUUCCUCAUGUAUGCCAAACACAACCUAGCUCUUUACAAGUGUCGUCAAUGUCUGAAUCCAGAGUGUUUGUAGUGGUUUCACACCACAUUAAAAUGUACCAUCAAAGCCUGCCAUCAAAGGGAGGUGUGAGACCCGGCAAGUUUUACAAAUCAAAGGUAUUCAAGCUGCUGUUAACAAGUGAUUGAAGUAGAUGUGAAGAAUGAGUUCAAAUGCCGCAUAUUUUAUCACCUUCACACCUGGAGAACAUAGAGGUGAGACUUAGGGACUUUUGGUUUCAGAGGCUGACGAUCCACCAAGCACUUAAACACGCUUCUCCUCGGCCCACGCGACACACGAACAGUUGAAAUAGAAAUGUAGCUUAUUCUUGUUUUUAUUAUCCACUCCUAAACUUGAACUCUGAUUAAUAAGCCCUUGUUAAUGAAACAUGUUUGCCUAGCGCUCAUUCACAGUUGGUCUACAUGUCGCUCAUAUUCCCGGUUUCCCAAGAACAAGCGCUCUGUAUUUAAAGAGGCUUAAUCUGUGUUCCCAGAUGUUUAUAUAGCAGAGGAAUGAAAUGUGCUUCUGGCCAGUAUUCCUCUGCACGCCUCUUCUUCGUGUCUUGUGUAUCUCAUCCAUCAGUUUGAUAUAAGAGGUCCCUGUUGCAACAAGUUGCUGGUGACCUGGGGAUGGCCCACUGUGAGGCUGUAGAGCUGUAACCAGUACAUCCUGUGGGGUUAAACUGGUCACCAGCCUGUAACCACUGGUGAUUAGUGUGUCUUCAAAGCAGUGAUUAUACAGGUCCCUGUCAUCGAACAAGUCAUUAGACAUGUCUUUAAGCCUCCUUUAAGCGGUUUAGCUGCAGUUAUAAUAGUUCUUAGUCUUAAAUAUCAGUGGUUAUAAAGGUCCUCCAGCCUCAAACAGGUCACCAGUUCUCUCAGGUCAUCUAACCAUCAGAUAUACAGGUCCCUGGCCUCAUACCUGGGCUUUACUCAGAUUCAGAUUUAGAUUCGGACAACUUUAUUUAUCCCCUAAGGGCAGUUCCGUUCACAGUUACCCUGCCGUUUGAUCCAUCCAAACAUACAAAUCAGCAGACAAACAAACCAGACAAGUGCAAGACAUUCAUAGCAGCCAGUAGACAACCACAUUCCCUUGUCAGUACUAACAGAUCAGCAGGAUCAGCAAUAAAUAGCUAAAUAAGUACAAUAAGCAGUCAAGUUCCACAGAGCAAUGGUUAAAAUACAACAAGAUCCACAAGUAAGAGACACAAGAUAAGAAAUAAAACACUCCUGAAGCUCCAGUUCAGCACCGGUCAUCAUAUGACCAUCAGCCUACUUCCUGGCAUUUAAAAGCCUGAAGGCUUAUUGGCUUAUUGGUCUCGAACCAGUGGUUAUACAUGCUCCUUUGCAUCAAACUGGCCACCAAAUGCCUAAAAUGUCAUUUUCAGGACCAGUCUCCACCAGCAGGUACUAAAGCCUCCAACCAGUGGUUUUACAGACCCCCUAGUCAUUUUCCAGGUGACUGAUUCCCUUGUAUCUUGUCAGAGGCUAUACAGAUCCCAAGCUGCUUACCCCUAAAUCCCUCCAGCCUCUAGUUUUUCUAUACAUGGAGCACAACACAUCAAACGGCACAGGCAGUGUGCGAGAAACAGGAGUCAGGACACUGAAACAACAUUAAAUUAACAGUUAAUGUUCAAAAACACUUCAACAUUAGAUUGAAUUACACUUAACUGCAGCAACAAACCAUUGGGCCUGGGUUCGAGGUUCGCAAAGCAGAGGUAAAAAGCCACAAAGUGUGUAUUUAAUAUAUUUCAAACCUCCACAGACCUCUAACCUGCUUCAUGCUGCUCCUCAAAUUUCUGGCCAGUUCAUUCAGUUCAGUCUGUUUUAAAGGGGGCUGGGGUCAUCUUGUUAUCAGGCUCAUAAAUUGGGGUUAUUAGAGUUGUAGUUAAAAGGUUCCUUAGUCUUGACUGAACUUUUACAUAGGUCCCCUGGACCAGUCCGCUGAUGAGUGAUUAAACUGGUCCCGCUCCUCUGACCAGGCUCUAUACAGAUCUCAUGGCUUUCUUACAGUCUUUUUACUGGACCCAGUGCCUGUGAUCAGUCUUGUACUGAUCUCCUAGCUUGUAAGUAAUAGUUACCAGGGUCUCCAGGCUAUAAACAGUGGUUAUAGGACUCUUUAGCUAGAACUAGUGGUUAUACAGGUCCACAGACCUCCAAACAGUCAUUACCCAUGUCCUUGGCCUUUAGCAGGUGGUUCUCAGUACCUGACUGACAAGUGGGCUGUUCAGAUUUUGGUUUCCGGCUUUUAUAAAGAUGCUGCUGUGAACCAGCAUAACCAUUACAGCUUCAUUUUAGAGUUUUGUUGAACACCUUUAACUUUUUGUCUCUUUAAGCUGAGAAAGAAACUUUUUUUUUUUCAUGCAGGUUGAGGAGCUCCAUCCAGGAUAUUCCAAACUCAAUUAUGUAUUUCUGGCUAAAGUAAGUACCGUUACUUAUGGGACCACACUGUGCUCUGUCCUGAUGGAGAGACAGAGCUUUGAUUGUUAUUUGUUUCUUUGAUAUCUUUGGCAGUGCUACAAAGACCUUGGGCAGAGGGAGAGGUCCAGGAAGAUGUGUGAAGCUGCGUGUUCAGUGAAAGCUGUUUCCAAAGAGGUUAGACAUCCUCACUGUCAUUCUCAAAUACGGAACAUGAAGUAAUCUCAUUGCAGCAAGAAAUUUGACACCUCAAACAAACAUUUUCUCACCUUUUUUAAAAUAUUUAUAUAUAUAUAUAUAUAUUUCCUCAGGAUGAAGAGGCGCAAAAAGAGCUGGACCUACUCUACCCGUCUCUGGGAGUGUGA